CACGUAUCUUAUAUAUAUAAUAUGUGUGUAUGUUGUUUCCCUAAACGGAAUUUAACCUUCCCAUAUAUACUAUAUCACAAUUCAAGACCUUUCUCUCGUAACCACGUGCUUUGAAUUUUUUUUCUACCUAUUAGUUGUCAGCCAAUUUUUCUAAAAAAAAAUUUAGUGAAAAUAUUGUUUAUUAAAAUAGUGAUUGUGUGAAGAAAAAUUGUUUAUAAAAUAAUUGCAAUGAGAAGGAAAAAAUGUGAUAUUAAAAAUGUUAUGACAGUAAUUGUGAUGAUAAUGAAAGUUUAAGUAUAACUCAAAGGAUGUCGCGAUCAACCCCGCCCUGUGGUGGUAAGGGUGGUGCCGGGAAUUCUACCCCGAGUGGCAGCCCGAAAACACCACGUGGCAGUAGUGCUCUCAGCGAGAGGGUUAACUUCUUUGAGCAAAUGUGGUCGAGAGGUAGUAGUCGAUCAGCGAGUAUGGAUGAUCUUCAGAGGGAUGAAAUAGAUGGUCAGGGGAGAAGAAGAAGCACCUCAAAUUUGGCUGUGAAUAUGCCUAGAUCAUCGUCUAGGGCUAGUAAUUCCUCAUUUGAAGAGAGCUUCGAAAGGCUCGUUGAAGAGGGGGAAUUAAAUGGAGCAAAGGUGGUGAAAUUCGAGAAGAUCACAGUGAAAAAGAGUUUUCGUGAAAUUACAACAGCAUCGACAUUAACAAGUGGAAUUGGAACCAAUGGAAAUAAUCCCACAUUAGGACAAGUGUUAACGGAAGCAAGUACACCAAGUGAAGAACAUGCAUUUGAAGAUUCAGCAUAUCAAAGUCAUAGUCAUGGAAUACAAAGUCAAUGUAGUAAAUCAAGUUCAGUGACGUCAUUUGCUAAAUUUCCCUCGGAGGAAAGUCUUAAUUUUCCAAGAAGAGGAACAAGUCCACGACCAUCAAGUGCAUUAGAUGAAAAACCACCAUCCGAAUGGUACGCUGAAUAUCGUAAUCAGAGCUUCCAAAAUAUUGGAUCAAGAAUGGAAUACGUACGAAGUCGUAGUGAAUAUGAUGCACAUAUUGCAGAGAUCAAAGACGAGCAGGAACGUGUGCAGAAAAAAACUUUUGUAAACUGGAUUAAUUCUUUUCUUCUGAAGCGUGUUCCUCCUCUUCGUAUAGAUGAUUUGAUUGAGGAUUUGAAAGAUGGUACUCGUCUACUUGCCUUAUUGGAAGUUCUUUCUGGCGAAAAAUUACCGUUGGAAAAAGGACGAAAUUUAAAGAGACCACAUUUUCUCAGCAAUGCCAAUACUGCACUUCAAUUUUUACAGAGCAAAAAAAUCAAACUUGUUAAUAUAAAUUCAUCAGAUCUUGUUGAUGGUCGACCUCCAGUAGUCCUUGGACUCAUAUGGACCAUAAUUCUUUAUUUCCAGAUCGAGGAGAAUACCAGAGCCCUAGAGUAUCUGGGACAAACUUGGGGCAGCCAAAGCAGUCUCGAAAGUAUUGGAACUCAAAGUUCAGCAGCGAGCGAAAGAAAACGCAUCAGCAGCGAGAAAUGGAAACAAGGAGCUCGAAAAACUCUACUUCAAUGGGUCACCAAUGCUCUUCCAAAAGAUUUGGGAAUCCAAGUAAAAGACUUUGGAGCAAGUUGGAGAGAUGGAGUUGCCUUUUUAGCCAUAAUUGAUGCGAUAAAAGCGAAUUUGGUGAAUUUGGCUGAAUUGAGAGCAGCUACAAACAGAAUUCGUCUAGAAACAGCUUUUCAGGUUGCCGAAACAGAAUUGGGAAUUGCACGUCUUUUAGAUCCUGAAGACGUUGAUGUUCCUCAGCCAGAUGAAAAAUCUAUUAUGACUUAUGUGGCUCAAUUUUUGCACAAAUAUCCCGAACCAAAAUCAACUGGACCCGAUUCUUUUGCUGCUAUUCAACAGGAAUAUGAUUCCCUAUUAGGUUGGCUUAACGAAAGAACCAGAUAUUUAGAGCAUUUUGAUAGAACCAACUCUUUUCCAUUAAAUUACUCCGAAUACACAACCUUCCAGACUGAAAUUGAAGAUAAAUUGCCUGUUUAUAAAAAAUUACAAAGCUUAGUUGACACACCGAGUAUGAUCAGCAUUACUCGAGAUUCUUGGCGACAUAUACAAAUUUUAUGGAACAAACUAGAAUUACAGAUGUUACGAUGGCUAUGGCUGCUGGAUUCAGCUCUACCGGGAGAAUUUGGAGAAUUGGGUAGGUGGCUUGCUCGCGGUGAAAUGAUGUUAAAUUCAGAUGAUGAUAUACCAGAGGAUAUGACCGAAGAGACAGCCAGUAUAAUUUCCAUGAAAUUGGAAGAUCAUAAGAAAUUUUUCCUUGAUUUGCCAAUGGUAGUGGAAAAAUUUCAUCGUGCAAAAAUUUCACCUCUUGCAAGACAAUUGCCAUCAGAACAAUUGGAGAACAUGGCUUUUAGAUUUGAUAGUCUUCCAACUCGUGCUGCCAAGAGAAGGAUAAGACUCAAAUUUUUAGAGCAUAAAUGUUGUCUAAUUGCAUUUCUCUUUCUUGUCGAGACAAAACUCAAAAGUUGGAGCAUUAAAUAUGGUAGCGAGGAAAAAGUUCACGAUAUGCUUGAACAAUAUAGAAAUUUUGUUUCUAAAAAUAGAAUAUUUCAAGAGUUUCAAAAGGCCUAUUUGGAUAUGCAACAGGUUGUUGAUGAAUAUAAACGUGAAGGUGAUGUUGAUCGUGAGGCAAGUUUUUGUAUUGAUCGUUUUAUGAGAGAAACUGGUGAGAAAUGGAAGAAUGUAUCUAUGGAUCUUCGUUGCGUGCAGAGUAUGCUUGAGGAAGUGGUUGCCUAUUGGCGUCGUUGGAGAUUAGUUUCAGAUGAAUUUGAAAAUUGGUUGAUAAAAGCUGAGCCAGCACUCAAUUUUCCCGAAGAAGAAAAAAUGGAAUUCUUUCAGGACAUCAGUGUUUGGAAAGAUAAAUAUCAACAGCUAUCGGACACUGUUAGCUUUUUAAUUGCUACAUCUGAUGAGCAGGUUGCAUUGCGGCUUAAAGAUAAAUACAUGAACUUGACCUCAAGAUGGGAAAGACUUUUCCAAGAUGCAAAGCAAUAUAUGCAUGCUGGAGAUUUAUUACGAAACAGAAAGGACUAUCGAGCUGGAGUUGAAAUAUUACAGACAUGGUUAAAGAAAGCUGAUGCUGAUCUAUCAACAGCUCAAUUAACAUCAACUGAAAAGAUCAAAGCCUAUGGUGAACGUUUAAAAGUACUUCAUGAAGAAGUUGAAGGCAUUGAGGAGCUAUUUAAGAAUAUCAGUAAAAAAUUUCAAACACUAAUUCAAGAUCUUUCUAGAGAUGAGGUGGAUAAAAUGAUGAACACUUUGAAAAAGGAGAAAGAAACUUUAGUUAGAGUUCGAGCACUAAUUCCAAUGCAAUUACAUCUUUAUCAUCAGCUUUUGGUGCAACAAGAAUCACUUGAAGCUGGACAAAAAGAAAUUUCAUCAUGGUUAGAUGAAGCCGAACGUUUAUUGUCAAGUUAUAAUCUUUCAGGUGGAAGAGAUUCAGCCUUAGCACAACUCGAUCGUCACAAGGCUUUUUUCUCAAGAAGUUUAUACUAUAAAUCAAUGUUGGAAUCAAAGAAUAAAGUUUUUUCCAGUAUUGUCAAAUCUGUUGAUGCACACGCCGAUGUUAAUAAUGCUGAAGGUGGAAUUGCCCUAAGACAAUUAAAUGAUCGAUUUGCCAAUGUCUUCCAAUCUGCUCAGGUCUGGGAACAAAAACUUCAAGAAGCCGUUCGUUGUUGGACGAAAUUUCGCGAAUGUGAAAGACAAAUUUCCGAAUGGCUCUCAACUGCUGAGACAUUGAUUAACGAUAAACAUAUCGAUAAUCGUCAAUCAGUUGAAUAUCACAAAAAUUUCUUUGGUAAAGUCAAUGAAAAAUGGAUUCAAGAUCUCGUUAAUGCUGGUCAUGAUUUGAGAAAUUCUUUACCCAUUGAUCAACAGGCACCUGUUGUUGAAGCUGUUGAUGCACUUCAAAGACGUUGGAAGGAGGUUUUAUCAUUUGCACCAUUACAUUUGAUGAGACUUGAAUUUAGACUCGAUGAAACAGCUUUUACACAAUAUUUAAAGGAAAUUGAAAUCGAAAUAAAUGCCGAACAACAGGCAUUAAUUAAAAAUGAAGAUAUUGGAAGUAUUCUUCAGAGAAAUAAAGAAUUUUUUGUUAAUCGUGGUAUUGUUGUACAAGUUGAACAUUGUUUGGAAUCGUUGAGAAAAAUUAGUUCAGCAUAUAAUCAAUUGCAGCCAAAUGAUAAUUUUUUGGAAGAAACAACACAUAGAGCUGAAAAAUUAUGGCAGGAUGUUAAUCAAAGAGUUGAUCAUCUUAAGCAACAACUUCGUCAAGUUCCCGAACAAUGGGCUGCUUAUAGACAAAAAUUCUUGGAAAUGGUUUGUUGGAUGGAUCAAGUUGACGGUACAUUAAGAUCAAUUUUACAAGAAGUGACUUCCGUUGAAGAAUUUGAAAAAGAAAAAACAGUUUUCCAGAAAGUUUGCCGAGAAGCUGACAAUCAACGAGAGGCAAUGAAAUGGUUGGUACAAACUCUAGACAGCCUGACGUCAAAUCGAUCAGAUCAUGAGGCAAUAACAGAGCAAAAACAUUUGGAGCAAUUGAUAACUCGUUAUAAAAAUUUGAUACCAACCAUAGAGAUUACAAUGACAAAAACUGAAAUUUACUCCAAAAGUUAUACCUAUCGAAAGGAGGUUCGUGAAGUUUGUACUCUACUACGAAAAGUUUGUGAACAAUCCACAGUACCCAUUACUGUGGAGAGUCCAGAAAAAGUCAAAGAUGCAGUGAAACAUCAAGAGACUCGCAUCACUCAACUUGAACAGCAGAGAGCAAAUAUUGUCAGUAUGCUACAACGAGGUAAGGAUCUUCUAAAAGAUCAACAUGUUCCAACCUUCAUCUCAACAGAAGUACAACAAUUGGAAUCAAGUUGGAAUGACGCCUAUGGCCACAGUAUGGAAGCCUUGAAGAAUUUGAAAUUAUCUGAAAAAUUAUGGAACGCUUACGAUGAGCAAAAACGAGAAAUAUUGAAACUUAUCGCUCAAGCUGAAGAAGAUUUACGAAACGUUAGAAUGGCUGGCUAUUAUGAUUCAACUAAAAUUCAAACCGAUUUACAGAGACAAGAGAAAUUGAGUUUAUCAUUGAGAAAAGACGCAGCUGAAAUGUUGAAAAAAUUACGAGAAACUCAAGAGAGUCUUUGUUCAGUAACAUCACCAGAAAGACAGCCACAAUUGACGGUAGAGGUUCAAGAAACAACGAAUAAAUUAGAAAUAACUCUCGAGAGAGUUGAGAAAAAAGUCAUUGAACUUAAAGAGUACAAUGUCAAGUGGAAUACAUUUCAAACAAAACUUUCUGAUCUUAAAACUUGGACUUAUCAAAAUGCUCCACAAUCAAUUGCCAAUAUUGAUUCAUCAACAUCGCCUGAAGAGAGAGUUCGUCGUACAGAAAUUUUACAAAAGCAUAUCCACGAGAAAAUAGAGAUACUUAAAAUUUUGGAAAAAGAAUCCAAAAUUCUUGUUCCAACUGAAGAUCGUCAUCCAGAAGCUGUUGAACUCAAGGAGAAUAUAAAAAAGAUACGAAAUCAAGUUGAAACACUCAACAAAAGUAUUGAUGAUCAACGUGAUUUAGCAGCACAAAAUUUACAAGCAUGGAAAGAAUAUGAAAUUGGUAUUCAAAAAUUAAAACCAUGGAUAGAAGAAGCUGAAUCAAAAGUAGCAAUGAUUGGAUCAAAACCAUCGACUUUAAUUCAAGCCACUGAAAUGCUUAGAGUCGCCAAGGAAUUCGAAAGAAAGUGUGAUCACUAUCUACCUCAACUUCAAGAACUCACUGAAAAGAGUCAAAAUAUCGCUGGCAAAGGUGCUGCACCCGAUGAAGUCGAUGCAGUGAAUACUCGCUGGAAUGCGGUUCACGAUAUCGCAGUUCAAACCACAACAAAAUUAGAUAAAUUGGUAUCAUCUUGGAAGACUUUCGAACAAGAUGCUCAACAAUUUAAUGAAUGGUUACAAAAAAGUGAGAAGGCUUCACUGAUCGAACCAAACGUCCAAACACCAGAGAUCAGUAAACUUGAGCAAGAACUCUCAAGAAUGAAAAACUUUAAUAAGGAUAUUUCCGAUCAUCAAGCACAAUUAAUUUCUCUCACACAAGUCUCAGAUCACAUUAGUCAUGGAUUAUCCCUUGAAGGUGCAACAAAUUUGAAAGGCAGAGUUUCAGAAAUAAAAACUAGAGUCAAUAAACUUGCAGAUACAGUUCGUCAUCAAAUAAAUAAAGCAUCAGAUGCACUGCUUGCAAGACAAGAAUUUCAAAUAAAAAUAACCGAUUUUGAAAAUUGGAUGAGUAGACUAAGAUCAAACACUGCUGAAAUUAACAAUGUUGACGUCAAUAAUGUAGACACUAGCUUACAAGCAGUUCAUGCUCUUUUACAAGAACAUUCUGAAAAACAACCCAAUUUUACAAUAAUUUAUGAUGAAGUUAAACAUCUAACAGCCUCCAGUUCACCUCAAGAAGCUGCUGUUCUUGACGAUAUUUACAGUACCUUGGCUGACAAGUACAAAACUCUCGAGGAUGAUCUUCAGCGAAAAAAGAAAGCUCUAGAGAAAUGGGUAGAACUCCUAAACUGGCAAAAUGAAGCAAGUGCUCAAUUAAGUCACUGUAAGUAUCAAUCAGAAGCGAGAAAACCCACUAUCACUGAUUUGGAAAGCAUCUCUUCGGAAUUGCAAACAAUUCAAUCGAAAAUCAACUUCUGGAAGGAGCAAGUACCACUAAUGGACAAUAUCUUAGGUGUUCGAAUUCAAGAUAAACAAGGUAAACCUCUAACAGCAUCAGAUUUGGUAAACAAUCUCGAGACUCAAGCCCUGACCCUAAGAACAGAAUUAGCAACAAAAAGAGAUAAGCUUCAGAGUCUUGGUGCCAGAUGGGACAUUUUCCGAAAAUUACAACAGAAAAUUAAUGAACAAGUUGUCACUACUCAGACAACACUUCAGGAAAUUACCUUAAAUGUUGAUACUUGUGAAAAAUUAUCACCUACCAUUGAGAGAAUCAAUGAUCUCAUUCAACAACAUCAACAGUGUGUUAACGAGAAAGAUCAAUUACAUCGAGAAGGUGAUACACUUUUAAAAGAAGAUCAAAGAGCAAUGACCAACAUUCAAGUUGUUUUAUCAUCAGUCGAUUCUAAUUGGGAGAAAGUAAAUGAUCUUCUUUACGAAAGUAAAAAAAAAUACAUGGAUAUGGAAAACGAUUGGCGACAAUAUCAAGAAGCAAAAGAGAAAUUAAACAUUCUUUUAGAAGAGUCAAAAAAUUUGUGCCAAUCUUCAAAAGAAGUGCCAAACGACAUUACCCAAGCUACCGUAAUCUUGGAUAAAUACAAGAGAGAAUUGGAGACUUUAAAAAGAGGUAAACAGUUCUUAGAAAAAAUGGAAGUGAAAACUCAACAAAUACUAAAAGAAGCAUCCCUGAUGCCAUCAUUCAAAACUGAGUCCAUUGAAUCUGAUGUUUCUAAAAUCAGACAAGACUAUCAGAAAAUUUAUUCGAAUGUCAUUGAGAGAACACAAAUUUUCGAAACCCAAGUUGCAAUUUGGAAACAACUUGACGAAGCAAAAUACGAUCUAACAAGAUGGUUGAGUGACACUAAUGAAGCAAUCACAUCGGCUAUUGAACGUCUAUCCGAUGCUGAAACAGGUCAAGCUAGAUUAGCAAAAUACUACGAGGAAUUACCAGCUUAUCAUAUGAUUCGUCAAGGAAUCGCUGCAAAGAUCGAGCAAUUAAUCAAACUCAACAAUAACGUUAACAUACCAACUCUAACUUCCUUAAAUCAACUACUCGAUGAUCAAUUCAAAUUCGUCAAGGAAUCAGCAGAAAAACUGGAAUCCCUAACCACCACCCUUAGUGACAAAGAGAAAAGCAUUCGUCAAGAAUUAAAGCACUCAAGUGAUCUUAUUUCCAAAAUCAGAGAAGAUAUCAUCAAAUGCGAUGAUCUCACUGGAGAGAACACAAAAAUCCUCAAUAGAAUCAACAAAUGUCAAGAAUUAAAGCAAGAUUUAGAAAAAUGUGAUUAUUCACUAUCAAAGAUUAAUGAAAGGCUUACAGAAAUGACAUCGGCCUAUCCAUCAAUAUCCAGAUCAAGUUUACCAAAAGAACUUCAAGCACUUCAGCUCAGAAGAGAUGGUGUAGCAAGUCACGCGGAUAAAGUAAACGCAACAUUGGUGGCAUUUUUAACAAAACUCUAUCAUGAGAAAUUUGGAGCUCUCCAAAGAAUGGUGACUGUUCACAAGGAGAAAAUUGCCUGGUGUGAACCUGAACAAAGCAGUGAUAAAUACAAUCUUGAAGUUAAAAUGUCAUCAUUAAAAGAUAUUGCCGCUGGAAUUGCUGAUUGUGAAGCUAGAAAAGCAGACAGUGACAAUUUCAUGAAACUUCUUGAGACUGUGGAAAGUUUUGAAACAAUGUCAACAUUACACGGUGAACGUGAAAAAGUUGCAAAUGAUCUUGAUAAUCUUAAAACUAAUUAUGAGAAGAUCAAAAAUAUUUUAGAGAAUAAUAUAGCUUUAUGGCAAGAAUAUGAAGCAAAAUCGGAAAAUGUUGGAUCAUGGCUAAAAGAAAUGGAAAACAGAAUAAGAACAGAGGGAUCUUCCUUAAUUGGUCCAUUAGAAAUUGAAGAUAAAAUCAAAGAAAUCAACAGUUUACGAAAUACAGUUAUGGAAUAUCAAAAAGAAGUAUCAGAUCUAACUGCAUUAGGAGAUCAGAUAACGAAAGUUAGUCCAGAAUCUAGAGUUGGACAAUACGUGGGUCAUUUGAACACGAGAUAUCAAACAAUACAAAAAUUUUUGAAUCAACAUUUAAAGAAAUUGGAAGAGCUGCAAAAUACAAGGGAUCAAUAUAAAUGUAGUGUCAAAGAAUUGGAAGAUUGGCUAACAGCUAAGGAGAAUCAGCUUAAUACCUUUGAUGAAAUCACUGGACCAAAACCGAUCAGCUUCUAUCAAAAUAAACUAAAGGAACUGAAAGCAUUCAAUAAAAAAAGAGAAGAGGGUCAGGCAAUAUUAAAUCGAACAGUUGAGGCUGGUGAGAAUUUAUACUCGAAAAUUAAUUCCAAUCAUCGUGAAAUCAUUCGAGCUGAUUUAAGAAAUCUUAGAAAUAGAGUCGAUGCACUAACUGAUCGUGCUAAUGCCGCUUAUAAAAAAAUUGAAAGUGAUAUGAUGCACAGAUCAUCAUUUGAAGACAAAUACACUCAAGUGAAACGUUGGGUUGUUGACGCUCAAGCUAAAUUAAGUGAAAUGCCAGAUCUUCAACCAACUCUUCAAGAGAAAAAAAUUGCUCUUCAUUCUUAUAAAACAAUUGCUCAAGAUGUGGGUGUUCAUAAAAAUAUUUUACAACAACUUGAAGAACGUUUGGGCAAUGUACCUGAUGAUGAUAAUGAUGAUGAAUCCAGCGAUAUGCUUACUAAUGUCAUUGAGGCUUAUGAUAAACUCGCUGAAAAUGUUGAAGGUAAAGUGAAUGUCGCUGAGAAAUAUGUAUCAAAUCAUGAAGCCUACCUUCAAACGUUUGAUAAAAUGAGAGAUUGGAUAAAUAUAAUUGUUAGUGAGUCAACUCCAAUGUUGGAUGAUUUGUCAAUUGAAAGAGACGCUGCAAAAGCUAAAAUUAAUUUAAUAGAAAACACUCUUCAGCAGAGAAAUGAAGGCGAUCGUCUAAUUGAAGACUGUAAUCAACAAUUAAACAUAAUUCUUGAACAAACAUCAAUAGCUGGUCAUCCAGCUCUUUUAAAAUCCUACGAGGAUCAAAAGAAGAUUUGGCACGAUUUCUUAACAAAAUGCGAAGCAUCACGUGAAAAAUUAAAUUCUCUCUUUAAUCAGUGGUCUGAAUUCCAAAAGAUGAUUGAAGCUCUAGAGAAUUGGACAAAACAAAUGGAGACUCAAGUUAAGGAUCAAAGUCUAAAAAGUACACAAGAAGCAAAGAAAGCUCAUUUAAACAAAUUAAAGAGUCUUGAAGAGGAAAUUGCAGCAAAGGGUCCUGAAUUAAAUGCCGCGAUAGAAAAAAGUCAAAAUGUUGAAGCUGAAUCCGAACUGGUGAAUAGAAUCUCACGACAAUCCACCAAGUAUCAAGCAAUCAAAAAUCAAGUGAAAGAAGCUGUUGCACGUUAUGAAGAAUUUGUCAAAGAACACGAGGCAUUCAAUGAAAAGUAUAAUCACUUUAUUAACUGGAUCAAUGAAGUUCAAGAUGAACUAAAGAAACAUAGUGAAAUUGUUGGUGAUCUUUCAGUUCUUCAAAAUCGUCAGAAAAGUAUUCGCAAUCUCGGUGAUACAAGAACAAAAGAGAAUACUCGAUUUGAAUCGAUAAUUGAUCUUGGUGAAAAAUUAUAUUCUCACACUUCACCCGAGGGUCGUGAAAUAGUUCGUCAACAGUUGAGAAAUUUAAGAACACUCUGGGAUGGAUUUUCAGAAGAACUUCAAUCGGCAACGCAAAAACUCGAUCAGUGUUUAAUGCAAUUUGCAGAAUUUUCUCUCUCCCAAGAGCAAUUAACUGCCUGGUUACGUGAUGUUGAAAGAGCAAUGCAUCAGCAUACAGAACUCAAAUCAACUUUAGAGGAGAAACGAGCACAGCUUCAAAAUCACAAGAUCAUGCAUCAGGAGAUUAUGUCCCAUCAAACAUUAGUUGAGUCAGUUUGUGACAAAGCUCAACAGUUGGUGGAUCAAACUAAGGAUACUUCUCUAAACGUCUAUCUGCAAUCAAUAAAACAACUGUUUCAAAAUAUCGUCUCUAAAUCACGUGAUUUGCUUGACAAUUUAGAAGAUUGUGCCGAAAAGCAUAAUCGAUUUAAUCUCAAAUGUAUUGGUUUCAAUGAUUGGUUAGCAAUGGAGAUUGAAAUGUUAAAUGAAUGUAACGAUGUUUCUGGAGAGAGGAGUGAAAUUUCGAGAAGAUUAGCUACUUUAGCUGUUUUGUCCGAUAGAAAAAAUCAAGGAAACGAUAUGCUGCAAGAAAUCAAGGAAUUAGUAACUGCUGUGUCGAAAAGUACAGAUCCUAAAGGACAGGAAGCUGUUAAUAAGGAAUUAUUAACGUUAGAAGAUAAGCUGAAACAUCAUCAGGCAGAAAUUGAAUCAGCAAAAGCUAAACAAAACGGAGCACUCAAGAAAUGGCAAGACUUUGAAGAUCAUCUAGAAGCUCAUUCGAGUUGGUUACGUCCAUUAGAAGCAGCUUUUAGAGAUCAACUGUUGCAACCGACUUUAAAGGACAAGGAAGAACGUCUUCAGGACUUUAAAGAAAAACGAGAUAUUCUCAUCAAACGAGAAAAGGAAAUAGAUGGAUUUGUUGACAAGUCCCAUGGUCUGUUGAAUUCGAGUGGAGUUGAACGAAUUCAGCCUCUAAUUCUGAGCAUUGAUAAUAGGUAUCGUCAAUUGCUAGCUCGUAGCAAACAAGUAAUCAGUGAACGACAAGAUAUUGUAGACGAGCAUAAAGCAUACGAUGAAGAAUUAAAGGCCACUGAAGCAUGGCUCUCUCCUCUCGAGCAAAAUCUUCAAACUCUGAAAAAAGAAGAGAUUGGCGGCAAUUUGGAUGCCAAAGGAUCGAGAUUACAGGUUCUUCUUGCUGAAAAAGAGCAAGCUGAACAUCGACUUUCUAAAUUGAUUGCAGCUGGUGAAAAAGUUCUACCAAAUACUUCAGCUCAAGGUCGUGAGCAAAUUAGACAAGAACUAAGAAAAACUAGAGAAAGAUGGGACAAUUUAAACGAAGGAAUUCUCGAGCAACAAAAGAAACAAGAUGCACAAAGUAUACAAUGGACCAAUUAUCAAGAAAAUUUACAACAAAUUUUAACAUGGUUAAAUGGAAUGGAGAGAACGUUAAAACAAGAUUCUGGAACUGGUUGGUCCUCAUUGCAGGAAGUUCGAUCAAAAUUGUUGAAAAAUAAAGCUAUACAUCAGGAAAUACUUUCCCAUAAGCGAAUUAUUGAGGGUGUUUCAGAGAAGGCUAAUGCUCUAGCUCAAUUGUCACAGGCAAGAAUCGAUCAUCAAAAAGUGGAUUCAAUUUUGCAAAGAUACAAAAAUUUGGUAGAGACUUCUCAAAAAGGUAUAUCAAAUUUAGAAUCAGUUCUUGAUUUCCUUCAACAGUUUUAUGAUUUGCAAAAAUCCUAUCAAGCUUAUCAGAAACAACAAUGGGAGAGUUUGGGAAAUUAUAGUGAUUCCACUGGUAAUAAAGCUGCAUUACAAGCCAGAUUACUGAAGAUAAUUGAGAUUCAGGACAAUCUCAGUGAAGGGGAAGUAAAGUUAAACGUAUUAGAAAAACAUGUCACACAAAAUGUUCAAACCCUAUCCCCGAGAUCUCAAGAAUCAAUGGAGAGAGAUUUGACAAAUUUAAAACUCGAAAAUAAGAAAUUUGCAAAUGCCGUAAGUGAUGCUGUUCGAAAUAUCGAAGAGAGAAUUCAACAGUGGAGUGAAUAUGAAAAUUCAUUGGAGCGUUUGCUUCUCUGGUUAUCUGAAGCUGAAUGUUCAUUGAAAAAUUACUGCUUAAAGAAUACGAUUGAAGAAAAGCAGGAGCAGCUAGAAAAAUAUCAGGAUCUGCUAAAGGUAAUGGAAGUACGGAACACUGAUGCAAUGGAAUUGGUUGCUCUUGGUGACCACCUUGAUCAAUCUUUAUUGGUGAAUCUGAGGCAAAAUGAAGCUGAGUUUGAUAAAAUGAGUGACGAUUCAUCCGAUUUGGUUCAAAUCAGCGGAGAAACGAGAUUUUCUGCUAGUGUUCAACAGGUGACAUCCAGAUUUCAAUCGAUUCAGACAACAGCUAAGGAAUUAGUGAAAAAAUGCGAUCAAGCUACUUCAGAUCAUACAGCUUAUUUAGAUAAAUAUAAAGAAUGCUUGGAACGUUUAUCAGCUGCUCAACAACGUUAUCAAGAAAUACGAGAAAAUCUUUCGGGAACACGUGAAGAAUUGGUUUUACUUCUUGAAACUCUCAAUGAAUUAUUAGCAAGGCAAGCUUCACUGUCGUUGCUUGUAAAUUCCACUGUUGAAGCUGGUGAACGUAUUUAUCCAACAACUGGAAAGGAAGGAAGAGAAAUUAUUCGUCAGCAAUUACUGGAUCUUCAGCAGGCAUUUGAAACUCUUUUUGAUGGUGUUACAUCAACGGAACGUGAAAUUAGAGCUAAAAUUUUCUGCUGGUCAGGAUUUGAUGAGUGCAGUGAGGCAUUCGAUAAAUGGCUCAAAACAACAGAAACUCAUCUAAAACCAGAAAUGGAAUUAAAAAAUACUCUCGAUGAAAAGCGAGCACAAUUGCAAAUCUACAGAACAUUCUUGCAUGAUGCACAAAUUCAUCAACAAGAUCUAUUGAAUCUUCGCGAUAAAGCUGACAAUCUACCAGAUGGAACGGAAAAAAUUGACAGUAUCUUGAAAGAAUUAGGCGAAAGACAUGCAGCUGUUUUGAAACGUGCUGCUGGAUUUGUAGAAAAAUACGAGGCAAUUGUUAGUGAUCAUCAACAAUACAGCAAGGCUGUUUUGGACACUCAUGAGUGGUUGGACGCUACUCAUAAUGCCGUCAAUCUUUGGGGAGACGCGGAUAUUGAAAGAGUUUCUCUUCACACAAAUUUGGAUCGUUUACGAAAUUUGUUACAAACUCUGCCUGAGGAAGAACCGAGAAUUCGACAGAUUCGUAAUCUUGGUGAGAAAGUCAUUCCCGGAACAUUGGAGAGUGGUCAAGUGAACAUAAGAUCACAAAUCGAUUCAUCACAACAAGAAUGGCAAAGUCUAGUAUCAGCUGUUAAGUCUACACUUGAAGCUCUAGAACUAAAGCUACAACAGUGGAAUGAAUUUGAACUUUCAAGAGAAAAAUGUCUCAUUUGGAUACGAGAAACUGACACAAAACUUCAUGCAGUUGAUUUAAAAUCAACACUAGCGGAGAAGAAGGAUCAGCUGGAAAAUUUGCGAGUCCUGCAAGGUGAAGUGAGAGCCAAGGAACUUGAAAUUGACGCUGUUUCCGAAAGAGCACAAGUAUUACAUAAAAACUUAACUUCUCGUUCUUCACAAACCUCAGAAUUAGGUGUCAAGUAUCAACAAAUCUCUUGUAAGGUGAAAGAAUUAAAUAAUCGUUGGCAGCAAUAUGUCACAUGCCAUCAAGAAUUUGCAACAAAACUUUCUGAAUGUUCAGCUUGGCUUGAGGAUGUCAAAAAUAAAUUAGCCUACUGUUCAGAUUUAAGUACAUCAACACAAAAGGAAUUAGAAAAGAAAUUGGAUAUGAUCCAGGAAAUGUUGCUUUAUAAAGAUGAUGGUUUUGCAAAGGUGCAAUGUAUUGUUGAAUUAGCUCAAGUUGUUUUGGCAAAUACAGCACCGGCUGGACAUCAAGCAAUCAAUGAUUCAUUGGCGAAAGUUCAAGAGCAAUGGCGAUCAUUAGCCUUGAAGAUGAUAGAGACCAAAACAAAUCUCGAUGAUUUGAUCAAUAAAUGGGCUGGAUUGUUGGAACAAAUUCAAUCGAUUAAUAAGACUGUUGAAUAUAUGCAAUCAUCAGUUGAUGACAUCUCCCAAUUCCAAACGACAAUGACAGAGAAACGAUCACAAUUGGAAAGAGUGAAAGCCCUCGAGGAAAAGGUUCGAUGUGAGAAUAUUGAAGUUGACAGUUUAAAAUCAAAAGUCGCUGAAAUGAUUACCAGUGGUCAACAAAGUUUAGCAACAUCUGAAGCUCAGGAGAUUCUUGGUAAAUUUGAUACCUUAUCAGAGAGGAUUAAAUCACUAUUGGCAGAAAGGGAAGAACAAUACAAGGAUCAUCGUCUUUAUAAAGAUGCUCAUGAUGAUUUAAUUGGUUGGCUAAGUCGAGCCAGGGAGAAAAUACCUUCAAUGAAACAACGUCCCUUAAGUGAUAAAUUAGCUAUUGAAAAUGCAGUCGUUCCUCUUGAAGGUUUAUUAAACAAAAAAGCACAAGGCGAACUUAUGGUUGAACAUCUUCAGCAUACUGGAAAUGUUGUUUGCGCAAGUACCAGUCCACAAGGUCAAGAAGUUAUCAAAAACGAGAUACGAGCUCUAACCGAAAGUUUUGAAAAUUUGUUUAAAGACAUAAAACAACAAAAAGAUCAACUCGAAGCAACAGUGAGUAAAUGGCGAGAUUACAAGGACGAAUACGAACGUAUCAGUGAUUGGUUACAACAAAUUGAUAUUUUAAUCAAGGCACAGAAAAAUGCUCUUCUACCUAAUGUUCAAGAGAAAGAGAAACAAGUUCAAGAAGUUAAAGAUAUUCUCAAUGAUCUUACAAAAGGACAGGAUCAAAUUGACAAGUUUAAUAAAAUUGCCUCCACUCUUCUCACAACUCAAUUGGACACUUACAUCAAUAAUCAACUUCGUCAUUUGAAUUCACGUUAUCAAGUUCAAGUAAAUCUUGCCAAAGAUGUGCUUAAUAAAGUUGAAACAAAUUUGGCUCAACAUAAAGAAUAUGAAAAGAAUCUUGGCAAAGCUCGCGACUGGAUAGAGAAUGCAAAACAAAUAAUUCGCCAAGGUACAGAAGCUGUUUCCACUAGUAGUCGAGAGGAAUUCCAAAGUCGAUUGGAUCAAAUUCAGGAACUUUUGAGAAAACGAGAAGAAGGACAAAAUCUUGUUCAUCUCACUGUUAAUUGUGGUGAGAAAGUAAUGAGAAAUACGAGAUCUGAUGGACGUGAAGAAAUUGCUGCUCAAUUAAAAGAAAUUCAAAAUGAUUGGGAACGAUUGGUGAAGAAAAUUUCCACAACAAAAGUUCAUUUGGAAACAAGUCUUCUUCAAUGGGCUGAUUACAGUUCUUCUUAUUCGCAACUCCAACAAUGGAUUAAUGAUCGUGAGGCAAAACUACAACAAGUUUGUGAACAAAAAGUUUCAAAAGCCAGAAAAGGUUUAGCUGGAUUAAGUUCUCUUGCAAUUGGAGAACGAAAGGCUAAUCUUCGUCAGACCAACAGUAUUGUUCAAGAUAUUGUAGCCUUCGAGCCAAUGAUACAAUCCGUAACGACAAAAGCUGAGGAUCUUCAGCAAGCUACACCAGCUACGGAAAUUUCCAUUAAAUACGAAACUCUUAGUAAACAAGCUCAGGAACUUUAUGCCAAACAAAAGGAGACUGUCGAACAACAUCAAGCAUUUAUAGACAGUGGAAAUGAAUUCAUUCAAUGGAUCCGAGUGGCUAAGGAACGUUUAGGAAAAUGUUCUGAACCAACUGGUGAUAAAGAAUCUCUGGCCAGUAAAAUAACACAACUAAAAGUUCUUCAAAGUGAAUUACCCGAGGGUCAGAAAAAAUUGGAAAAGGCACUUGAACAAGGAAAUUUGGCAUGUCAAAUAGCUGAUGCCGAUGAUAAAGAAAUAAUUGAGGAGGAAGUUGCUCUACUUCAAGAAGAAUAUGAUAAUUAUAUAGACUCAUUGAACAAUACAAAAAGUUUGUUGGAAGUAGGAAUUGUAAAGUGGACCGAGUACGAGGAUCAAUAUUCCGAAGCUGUUGAGUGGCUAAAUCAAACCGAACAAUUGGUUCAGUCAUUUAAUAAACUUCAAGAUAGUUUGGAAGAAAAGAAAAAUGUUCUCGAACAAUUUCAGGUUCAUCUUCAAACACUCUUUGACUGGCAGAGAGAAUUAGAUCGACUAAAUAUGAAAGCACAAGUUCUUUUAGAAACAUGUGCAGAUACAAGAAUAUCCAAUGCAAUUACACAAUUGACAACAAAAUACAAUGCUAUUUUGUCUCUUGCAAAGGAAAUUAUGAGAAGACUCGAAUUACACUAUCAAGAGCAUCAACAACACAAUACUUUAUAUCAAGAAUGUCAAGACUGGAUUGAAAGAACUCGUGAUAAACUUGCUGAAUGUAAAGAAGUGCCAAAUACCCUCACCGAAGUGAAUAAUAAAUUACAGACCUGUAAGGCUAUUCGUCAGACUUUAGAACAAGGUCAAAAUAAGCUUCGCUAUGCACUUGAAUUGAAAGAAAAGGUAAUAAUGAACACUGAACAAAAUGGAGCAGCAAAAAUACAAGAGAACACUGAGAAUUUGAAAGCUGAUUUUGAAAAAUUAUUGUACGAUGUUGAGGAAGUGAGGCAAAAGCUUGCGUCUAGAGCCGCUGUCUUGGAAGAAUUAAACAAAAUGCAUCGCUUGAUAACUGAUUGGAUUGAGGAAGUGGAAAGCAAGGUUCAAUUAGAAGAAGUUCACAGAAACGAUCUCAGCGAAAAGAGAGCUUUACUCGAAAAAUACAAAACUGUUCAAAGAGAUGUUCAGGCUCACGGGGAAAGUAUUGAUCGAUUAAAAUCGAGACUCGCUGAAGACACUAAUAUUCUGAGAACUCCUUAUGAUGCAACUCUUGUCAAAUACGAGGAUCUACAAAAAUUGGUGGCUCAGAAAGUCAAGAGUCUCGAAGCUCAGGUAAAGGAACAUGAAAAUUAUCAACAAGCCUACAAUGACGCAGCGGAUUGGGUUCGAACAACAAAACUGGAAUUACAACACAACAAUGAUACUCACGGUGAAAAAGAAAUAGUCAUAGAUCGAGAAAAAAAAGUUAAUCACAUUAUUCAAUCAUUACCAAAAGGUCAAUCGCUAAUUUCCAAAGUCAUCGAGCUCAGUCAAUCGGUAGUUUUAACAACUGGACCCGAAGGUCAAGAUAUAAUUAAUCAGGACAUGAGCCAACUCCAAGCCGAUUGGAAUAGUUUACAAUCUCAUUGUCAUGAGACUCAGAAUAUUCUUUCAAACUGUCUUGGAUCUUGGUCACAAUUUACGAGCGCAUUAGAUGGUAUGAAAAAGUGGAUUGAUCAAUUUCAGAAAAAGAUAAAUGAAGAACAAUUAAAGGAAAAUAAAACUCCUGAAGAUUUGGCUAGAUGCAAAAAGCUUGUUGAGGAAGCUUUAAAUCAAAAACCAGUUCUUGAAGAUUUGAACGAUAAGUGUGAAAAUUUAAUGGAAUUAAGUGCAUGCAGUUGGGCGAGGGACAACACUGUUCAUCUUCAAUCUGCCUACACUUGUCUUUUGACUGAUGCUCAAGGUUUGGUAUCUAAAGUAGAAAAGAAUUUAUCAGAUCAUACAGAAUUCUUGAAGGCCAAAAAGGAGCUUGAACAAUGGCUAAAAACAGCUCAUGGAUCUGUUCAAGAUUGUGUUGGUGUUGGAGAUGUUUCUUGGGCGAAGGAUAAACUACAAACAAUAAAGUUGGUAUCAACGAGAAUCACAGAGGGCCAACACUUGUUGUCAACUCUUCAAAAUGCUUUUGCAAAGGCAAUCAAUACAGCUUUGCCUGAACAACAAGAUGAGCUCAGAAAUGACAUGGCAGCCUUAAGAUUAAGCUGGGAACAAUUAAGCAUUGAUCUCAACACGGUUCAAGCUCAAAUUAAAUCUGUUUUGAAUCGUUGGGAUGAUUACACCGAAGCUCAUAAUCGAUUUGAACGAUGGCUAUCAAAAACUGAAGAAAAUCUUCAAGUCUUACCUGAUACAAAAGGUGAAUUUGGUGAAAUGAAAACAUUACUAGAAAAAUGUAAGCAUUUAACUGAUGAAGUCAAGAGUAAGCGAUCUGAUUUGGAUCAUUUAUUAACCGAAGCUAAUGAACUCUCUAAAUGGUCCAAAGAUGAUACCUGCCAAAAGCAAACACAAUUACUUGAAAAUCGUUGGCAAAAUCUAGGAGAUCGAGUUGAGGAACAGAAAAAAUUAGUCGAAAGCGAAGUACAAGAAUACAAUGCCUAUCAUUCAGCUCUUCAGGAAACAGAAAAAUGGCUAUUGCAAAUUUCAUUCCAAUUGAUGUCGCACAACUCUCUAUAUAUCACUAACAAAGAGCAAACUAUCGAACAAAUGAAGCAACAUGAAAAUUUAUUGGAAGAAAUUCAAAAAUAUCAAUCAGUGUUAGAUGAUCUCAAGGCCAAGGGACAUGGACAAAUUGACCGUUACGAGUCAGCUAAACCGACAAUAAGACAAACCAUUGAGACUCAACUUCAAAAUGUUCAAGAAAGUUAUAAUUCUCUUUUGAAUACUGCUCUGCAAAUUAAAAGCAGAUUAGCCGAGUCCUACGCCAAAUUCCAAGAAUAUGAGAAUACAUUAGAGAGUAUUACAAACAAUUUGGAUGCCUACGAGCCAGAAGUUGCUCAAGAACUUCAAGCACCUCUUGACAAUUUAAUAUUAGCCGAGGAGAGUUUAGAAAGAGCAAGAAUUCUUCACAAUAAACUUCAAGCUGAGAAAGGAAGACUUGCUGUGGCUGUAGAAGCGUGCGAAGCUGCAGCUGCUUGCCUUUCGAGACCUGGAAGUCCUCUUGAUGCACCACCAGUUCAAAUUCCAGCAAAGGAAAUUGAAGUGAGAAAUCGCCUCGAAGAUCUCAUCGAUCAGAAGGAUAAUGGAGAUUCAGCUCACAGGCUAAAAGCAUUGAUAGAAAAUAUCGAGCGCAGUGGCUUCUUAGUGAAACUUAACCACUUGUGUUGUGAGAUGCAGACACACUUAUCGAAUGUGACAAAAUCAGUUAAUGAUUUAGAAGAACAAAAUCGUCAAAAGAAUGCACUACGUGCCUGGAUCAAUCAACAACGAGCAAUUUGUGCUGAAUGGAAAUCAAGACCAGCAAAAUUGAGAAGUGAAGCUGCUCAAGCAGAACUUCAAGCAAUGAAUGAUUUACUUUCAAAUGUUGGUGAGCGAAGAUCAGCUGCUUUAACAGAAUUGUCACUAAUUCCAGAACAAGAUGAUGAUAUUGAGGAAAGUUUAAAUAAAUUAGAAGCUGAAUUACUUGAAGCAAUUGCUGGUAAGCAAGCAUCUCAGGAUUUAAUUGAAAAAUUCAGAUAUCACGUUCAGGAUAUUCACACUUGGUUCGAUACACUUUCAAAUAAGAUAGACAACAUUGAGAAAGGAUCAGGUUUAACGAUUGGACAGAAAAUUUCCUAUAUUAAAGAUAUUGCAUCAGAAUUUGAAAAACAAGGACCAGAGAAAUUAGAUGAGGUGAAAAAAUUAGGCGAUCAAGUCAUGGAUUCUGUUAGUAAUCUUGAUUCUCAACAAAUUGAAGAACAAAUUAGAUCUGUUGAACGUAGACAUGCUGAUAUUGGCAAGAAACUUCAAAGAAAAUCACAAGUACUUGAUAUGACAGCUCAAGGUAUUGAAGCUACCAGAAAGGAGAUUCAAGAAAAUCGAGAUUGGAUUCACGAUAUUCAAGCUGCUGGUUUUCCUGGACCUGCUGGUUUUGAAAGUAAAGUGGCAGAGGAAAAACUUUUGGCUUUGAAGGCAACACUCAAAGAAGUGGAAGGCAAACAGGUGAUAAUUAACGCUUUGGAGAAACGGGUAGGUAAUAUUCAAAAUGAAUUAGAAUCCAGUGAGCAAAAACAAUUGGAAGCUGAUACAAGAGCUUUACGAGGUGAGCAGGUGAAUCUCUGUUCAGUUCUCAGGGAGGAAAUUGCAUCAGCAACAUCGGCUGCUGAUGCUCGGAGAAAGUUAGAAAAUGAUCUUGAGAAAGCUCACGCCUGGAUAAGAUCGAAGAGUAACGAUUUGAAAAAGUUGAGCAGUUACUUGCCACUAAAAGCUUUUAAAGUUGAGCAAGAUAUAGCUCAACAUAAUGGAUUGGAAGCUGAUAUCAGGGCUUUUAAUGAAAAGGAUCUGAAGGAUAUUUUGAAACAAGGUGAUAUUCUUCUUAGGGAAUGUAGCGAAGAAGAUAAAACACGUCUGCAAGGUUUGUUAAACGAUUUGAGUAAAGAAUAUGAACAACUACAAAAAGAAGCUGAGGAGAAACAAGCUGCGCUUAGAGAUCUUCUUCAAGGACGUAAGGCUUUCGAGAAUGAGAUUAGUAAGUGCGAACGAUGGAUCAAGGAAGCUGAAGUCGCUACAUCUUCUGAAAUCAGAACAUCCAGUGUUGAUGUUCUUCGAGAACAACUUGGGAAGUAUGAUCGUUUGAAAAAGGAAGCCAAAGAGUUUGCCGAUGAUAUAGAGAAAAUAUGUCAACAAGGAAAAUCAAUCCUACCAACUGUGAGUGAUCUUGAUAAAGUGGAAUUAAGUGAGCAAUUGAAAAAUAUGAAAGAGGCUCAUGGAAGAGUAGCUAAUGUCAUCAAUGAACGAGCAGCAGCUCUUCAAAAGAGUAUCGAUGAAAUGGAAGAAGCGGCGGCAAGAGUUGUAGAAGCUGUUCAAUUCAUGACAGACAUUCAACGAGAAAUUCAAGAACUUAAUAAACCAAUUGGUUCAAAAGUCGAAGACGUUGAGAGUAUGCUGGCUGCAUAUGAAAAAAUUCUAGGUGAUUUGAAAGAGAACAAAGCAAAACUCUCAGAUCUUCAAAAUGUGAACCUUGGCAAUCUUCAUGGUGUCAUAACUCAACAGAAUGAUUUAAUCAGUUCUUUGGAAGCACAAAUUGCUAAAUUAAGACAACUUCUUCUUCUUAGACAACAGUUUAUUACUUUAAUAAACGAGAUAAUGACUUUUAUCGCCAAAUACACGGAAAUAGUUCGAGACAUUGAAAAAGGUGGUCAAACCACUGAGGAGAAGAUUAAAAAGUACGAUGAUGUUAUAUCUAAAAUUCAAGAAUGUGAAGCUACACUCGCUAGUGCUACCGAUAAAGGUCAACAAAUCGCAGCUGAAGGAUCCACUGCUGAUAGAAAUAAUAUAACUGAACAACUUCAAUCACUCAAACAACAACUUCAGACCUUAAGACGUGCCGUUGAGUCACAACGAGAACAACAUGAAUUGACUGCUGCUGAGCAUAGACGACUUGCCAGUGAAUUAUCUGAUAUAUUAGAAUGGUUAGAAUCUAGAGAAAAGGAAGUAAAAACUCGUCCUUUACUUCAAAGAGACUCACAAAAUGUAGAGGAUGAACUAAAAAAGCACCAAGAGCUAUGUGAUGAAGUAAAUGAAUACCUUGAGAGAAUUAGAAAUUUAAAAGAAUCAGUAAGACAUGAAGACGAUAUGCCUGGUUCUUUAAAAGAAAUGCUAAGUGAAGCCGUUUCUCUUCUAAGUUCACUACCCAGAGAAAUGGAUGAGAGAAGAAAGUAUUUGGAAAAUAAUUUACAACUGAGACUUGAUUAUGCUGCUCUAACCGAGAAAUUACACAAUUGGGUAAAGGAAGCUGAGAUCAGACUUCAGAGUGACAAAGAUGGACUUGAUUUUCAAAAUAUUUUGACUGAUCUAGAAGAGUAUAAGAUCUUCUUCAACAGUGAAUCGUCAAUGAGGGAAUUGGUUUCUCAACAAAUUCAGCAAGCUGCUGACAAAAUUUGGCCUUCAUUGAACACUGCAGAACAAGAAGAAUUGAGUGCUGAACAACAACAGCACACUCAACUAUUGAAGAAUACAUUAAAUACUGCUAAAUCCCAAAAAGCUCGACUUGAACAAGGAGCUGAAACCUGGAGAGAUUACACUCAAACAUUAGAACGAGUUAAAGCUGUUAUUGCAAGAAGUAAAUUCACUGAUGAACCAGUAACAACGCUUGCUGGACUUCAGUUUAACAUUCAGAAAAUUGUCCACGCUCUUAACAAUAUUCAAAAUCAACAUUUUGAAUUAGACCUUUUGAACGAGAGAGGAAAGGAAAUUCUUCGACAAGCUGAUGAAACAAAUCGAAAGACCAUAGAAAAUCAAAUGGAGGAAAUCAGCUCCGAUUGGCGUGAUCUUGUUUCUGGAUUGGAAGGACGUCGUAAUACUUUAGAGGCACUUUACGAACAUUGGGAACAAUUUGAAACUCAAUGGACAAAUGUUGAAGCACGACUUAAUGAAAUUGAAGAACGAAAUAAAUUUACUCAAACUAUUGUCAGAUCUGGAGAACAUCUGUUGGAUACCAUUGGUGUUUUGAAUGAAAUGUUGUCGGAUGUGGAAAGUUUAAAACCUUCUGUGGUGGAAAUUAGAACAUUAGCUGAACCUGUUCUAGCGUAUUUAACUGCGUUUACCGAGGAUGCUGCACGUUCUCUUGAGGAACGCAUCGAAAAAUUACAAAAUGCUGUUGAAACGCUUAUCGAUUCAAUCCGGAAAAAAUCCAAGAAGGCGAACUCUGACCUCAAGGACAUUGAAAAAUUCCAAGAGGAGGAGAAACGGUUGAGCAUUGAACUUAAGGAACUCGAGAAACAAAUUUCAUCCUUCUAUGUCUUCAGUGCAAAUCAAGAGGCCACCGAGACUGAUUUGAAAUUAUUAGAAUCUCGCGUUGACACACUCGUUGAAUCGUUACGUGAAUUUUCAGCAAACACUAGGGCGCGGUAUCAAGCUAGUCAGCAGCUGGUACCAAUUGAUAUUGAUCGACAACUCACAUCUUUGGAAUUUCCAGUCGAAGGCAUCAGUCAAGCCAUGGAGGAAAAGCAGAGAGAACAAAAACGUGCAAAAACUACAAGAUCUGAUUAUUUGACUGAUGUGGAACAAGUUCAAUUAUGGGUUCGCGAUGCUGAAUUAAAAAUUCAAAAUCGUUCAAUUGAACCGUCGAAAUUGAUGGAACAACUUCGUCAAAUUCAAAAUGAACUUGGUCCCAUGAAUGAUAAACUUGAACGAUUGACACGAAAUGGACAGAUUAUUGUUGAGAAUACAAGAGAUGAAAAUGAGAAGGAGAUUAUUGUUAGUACAAUUGGUAAUUUGACGGAUCAAAUGGGACAGGUGAAAUCCUGGUUGGAUGAGAAGAAACAAUUGAUUGGCGAUGUACUCGAUGCUUGGCAGAGAUUUCUUGCUUUGCAUGAAGCUGUUAAGACCUGGAUUGGUGAGAAGAAAGUAUUUCUCGUCGAGCCGCUGAAAUUGAGUAGUCUCAAUCAAGCCAGGCAGAGGCUUCAUGACUAUUCGACUGCAGUGAAGAGUUGUAAACAAGUGAAUAAGAAUUUGAGCGACAUGGGCAAAGAAUUGGAAAACAUCGGUCAGGUAACUAAUGUCGGUGAUCUUCCGGAAAAACUCACUGCUGUUGAAGAAGCAAAAGCUGAAGUUGAGGGUCAACUUCUGGAGAGGAAUGCACUGUUGCAAGAGACCAGCGAAGAAUGGGAGCAAUGUGAGAAAAAAAUGAAGGACGUGAAAAAUUGGAUUGAGAAAGCACAACAGAAUCUCGAAUCACCACAGAACAAAAAGAAGCCAUUGAGGGAUCAGCAUGCAAUUAGAGAGAAGAUGCUGAGUGACAUAACAAUUCAAAAAACAAAAAUCAGCAUGUCCGUUGAAAAGUUACAGGUCCAUUUCCGAUCUGGAAUCGGUGGUGACAGUCGAGUCAGUGAAGCAGCUGAUGAACUUCUUGUGGAGCUGGAUCUUCUCAUGAAUACAGUCAAGGACCAAACAGCCGCUUUGGAGGCUUGUCUUCAUCAAAUUGAUCAGUACCAACAGGAAAUACAACAAUUGAGACAGCAUAUAGUGCAAGCUGAACAACAAUUGAGAGCAAUUUUGAGUCCAACUUAUCUGCCAAAUGAUAGAGAAAAAGCCCUAGAGGAACAACAGACCUUGCAGACACGAAUGGAUAGUUGGAGGCAACGCACGAGAACACUGGUGGAUAAGAUUCAUGCAGUGGAUCCAAACUAUGUCCCGCUCAGUGAGACGAUUGUCAGAGCCCCUGGUAUUGUGUCGUACGCAGACAUCGCUGCGGGAAGAUCACGUUCAAAUUCGCGAUGCAAUAGUCCCUUCAGGACCCCUCGCGAUGAACCUCCUCCUUCCUCCCUGACCACUCAGGUCCUUCGACUCACGGCCAGCAAAGCCGAAGCCUAUCAACAGGCUUCAACAAGUGCUACUGAACCAUCUGAAGAAUCGAAAAUUACAGCUAGAAAAAUUAAUUCCAAAAAAAUUGACUCCGAGAGAAUAGAUUUUGAAAGGAUUGAUCAAAGUCGUCGUGGUCGUUCACCAACAAGAAAAGCUGAAAGAAAACAAGAGAAGGAUACAUCUGUUAAAAUUAAAAUAUCCGUUAGUGAGGAAAUAUUUAACGAACCAACGGAAAAAGAGAUGAAAGGAUUAGCUCCACAGGAAUUAAAAAAAGGGAGAUCACCAAGUCCCAUUUGGGGUCCUGGAUCCCCUUCGUAUGCCAAUAUUCUCAGAGGUCGUAUGCAGGAAAAUUUAUCUAAAGAAACAUCCAAAUCUCGAGAAACAGAAUCAAUAACUAAAUUUCCUGUUGAAUCCCAUCAACAUCGUAGAUCAGAAGUAAAAGAUGACACAGCAUCAGCCAAACAAGAUACCUCUGUAAAUACAGAUCAAGCAUCAAUGGGAAAUAAUCCUGUAAAUGUAACAAAAGAUAAUCUCAACGUUGUAGCGGAAAAAAAGGAAUGGUCCGAAAGUGAAACCACCGACUGGUCUGUUAAUCCUUAUGAAACGCCAGUUGUUCCCCAAACGGAUUUGUACACUUAUCCCACACCCGAAUUGGUAGGAUUCAUCAAUACCCAAUUGGGAACCUAUCCUUCGUAUGUUUACGCUUCAACUCAUCAACAACAAAUGGAACCAAUUAUUCUCAGUUCCUAUGAAGAUUCUUCCAAUUAUCCCGGAGAAUUUGUUUCGCAAGCCAAUUAUUUGCCAACUGGUGCUAAUCUAUAUCCCCCAUCUCAAGUUCCUCUAGCGAAACAAUCUUUAAAUGAAUUUAUUCAAUCUGAUUUGAUUCAUCAAUCAAAUUUGAUACAACAGCCUGGCAUGAUUCAAGAAAUAAUUCCCCAAUCCGAAAUAAUUUCACAAACUGAUACAAUUCAACAAUCUGAUAUGAUUCAACAUGAUGCCAUCCAACAGGCUGAUAUUCAACAACCUCAAUUUUUAGCACAACUUCCAGUAGAAUCACAACUUAAACUAGUUUCAAUGAGUCUUGAAUCUGACAAGGAAGAAGAAAAAAGCCUUCAAUCAACGCAACAAAUUGUGGAAAGUGAUGGAGCGGAAAAUAAAGGUCCAUCAAUAUCGUACGCUAAAAUAUUAUCACAGGGAUUGAGUCCACGAGUGACUCCACCUCCAGUUGCUCAUAGAGCUUCGAGUUCUAAGGAGAGUUCAACAUCACGGGAAAUGACACCACAAGAGUCGAAGAUAACAAAGAAAAGCGAACCCGAAAGUUCUAGAGUUCCUCAGAGCAAAAAAAUGGAAAAGAGAAAGCCAUAUGCAGAUAAAUCUAAACCGGAUUUUGAGAAAAAGGAUUCAAAAGUUGAAAAAAGUAAAGAAAGGAAAGGAUCAUCUAAACCAGAAUCCGCAAUACAGAAAGAUCAAAAGGUACAUGAAGUGAAAGUAGAAAGAAAACGUGAAACUAAAGAGGGGAAGAAAGAAGAAAUUAAAAGCAAGGCGAAGGAAGACAUUAAAGCAACGAAAAAGGAAGAAUUGAAGGAAAACGUUAAAGAAGAAACGAAGGAAAAGAAAAAAGAUGUAAAUAAAGAAAAAGUAAAGGAAGAAGAAAAAGAAGAGAAUAAGAAAACGUUAGAUAAAAAGAAGAAUGAAAUAGACAACCAGAAAACGGAAAUUUUAACUGAAACGGAGAUCCAAAAGUCUGAAGAAUCAGAGAAGAAACGAAAACAGAAAAAGAAAAAGACUGAUAAAUCCACGGUAGACGAAAUAGAUAAAGCUCUUCAAGAAAUUGAGAUUAUGGACAAAAAAAGUAAGCACAAAAAUAUUGUCAAAUCUAAAGAAGACAAAAUCGAUAAUGAUGAAAAGAAACAGGAUAAAAAUCUUGAUUCUUUGAAAUCUACUAAAUCGGAAGUAAAAGAUAAAAAGUCUGAAAAAACUGAAAAUAAACCAGAAAAAGAAGCUUCAGAUUCCAAAUCACAGAAAGAAAUUUCAAAAAUUAAAAAACUAGAAUUACCCAAAGCAGAAGAAUCUACAAUCAGUAAAAAGGAAUUACCAUCUAAACCCAAAAAACAAGAAGAAAAAAUAUCUGAACUUGAAAAAGUAGAAUUACCCAAAGUAGAAGAACCUACAACCAGUAAAAAGGUAUUACCACCUAAAGUCAAGAAACAAGAAAAAAUAUCUGUACUUGAAAAAGUAGAAUUACCCAAAGCAAAAGAAUCUACAAUCAGUAAAAAGGAAUUACCAUCUAAACCCAAAAAACAAGAAGAAAAAAUAUCUGAACUUGAAAAAGUAGAAUUACCCAAAUCAGAAGAAUCUACAACCAGUAAAAAGGAAUUACCACCCAAAGUCAAGAAACAAGAAGAUAAAAUAUCUGAUCUUGAAAAAGUGGAAUUAUCAAAAGUAACACAAGCAAUUUCUGAUGAUAGGAAACAAAAAGCUAAAAUUGAAGUAACUGAACCAAAAAAUAAAUUGAAAAAUUCUCAAAAACCUAAGAAAAAGGAAUCUGAAGUUCCUAAAUUUUCUAAAGACGAAAAAGAUUCUAAAGAUACCGAUAUUGCUAAGAAUUCACAAACUUCCAAAAAGACUCAACUUUCUGAGAAUCUAAUUUCCAAGGAUGUUAAUGAACCAAAGGAUUCUAAACCUCCAAAGGAGACUAAAAUUUUUGAAGUUUCUACAAAUCCUGAUUCUAAAUCUUCUAAAAGUCUCUCAGAUCCCAAGAAUUUAAACGAAAAGAAAGCUAAAACUUCUUCACAAGCAACAGAGAAGCCCAAAGAAAUUGUACCAUCAAUUGAAAAAUCACUAGAAAUAGCAACGACAGAAAAUCCACAGGAACAAAAAGAUAAGAAAUCUAAAGAUAUUGAUUUAGAUAAAAAAAGCAUAAAAUCACAUCAAACUGAUAAAAAUUCCAAACAAAAACCACAAAUAUCAAGUGAACCAAAAAAAUCCUCAUCAAAGGAAGUUAAAUCCCAUGAAAUGUCUGAGACCAUCCCAUUAUCAGAAACAAAAAUCAAAAAUGAAUUUAUCAGUUUACGACCUGGAACCGCUGAAGCUAGUAUUGUGACAACAUACGCAAUAGUAGGUGGUGAAAAAAUAAGUGAAAUUAUAGAUCAAGAUUCGAAGACAAAUGAGUUCAAUUUAAAAAUUGACGAGGAACAUUUGUUUGGCAGUGUUAAAGACAGAAGAACGUCUCAUUCCGUUACAGUUCCAAAAUCUGAUGUAAAUGAAGAAACGAUCCAAAAAGAAAAAGAAACAAAAUCUCCAGAGGCGUCUUCAAUAAUUUCCAAUAAGAAAGAGAAAGAUCUUCAACAUCUUCAAGAAUUAAUCAAACCUUAUUGGCUCGAUUAUCACACCUAUGCUCAGGCAGAAGUAGAUUUUCACAGAUUUUAUAGAGUUGAAAAAAUUAUUGAAGAACCACAUCCUCCAGUCUCAACUGAACCCAGAUCAACGGAUAUCGAAAAAUUGGUACAAGAAUCGAGAAUGAAAACUCCGGAUGUUCAACAAAAAGGGAAUGUAAAAAUAAAAAUAUCACCAAAGUUAGUACAACAUUCCGAAGUUGAGGAUGCGGAAUCGAUGAAGAAAUCUAAAGAUGAAUCGGCUGGUGAAUCUAAACGUACAACUGUUAUAGAGAAGAAUGUUGAAGGUGAUCUAAAAUGUAAUAAGGUAUCCAAAUCUAUAGAGAAAGCACCUACUAAACCAGCUGAUGUUUCUGUAUCUAAAGAAGUAAAUAAACCAACCGAUAAAUCAUCGACUAAAUCAACUGAUAAACCUCUAGAUGAUUUGACACCUAAGGCAUCUGAUAAAUCAAUCGAUAAGUCAUCCGAUAAACUAGUUGGUAAAUCCAAAGAUCAAUCGAUCGGUAAAUCUAAAAAACAUCCUGCAGAUGAGCUGGAGCAACCUACUGAUAAAUCUGUAAGUAAAGUAAUUGAUAAACCCAAAAACCAAACAGGUGGUAAGUCGAAAGAGGCUGAUGUAACUAAAGAUCAACCUGAGGUUAAGUCUAAGGAUCAACCAAUCGAUAAACAAAAACACCAAACUGAUCAGUCGAAAGAUCAACCAAGUGAAAUACCUAAAGCUCAGCCAACUACUAAGUCUACAGAUAAAUUAACAGACAAUUCUGAUAAAUCAACCACUAAAUCUGCUGAUCAAUCAACAAAGAAAUCAAAAGAUACAUCAGCUGAUGAAUCUAAAGAUCAAGCAGUUGGUAAUCAAUCACCUGAUAAACCUAAAGGCAAAUCAGAUAAGAAGACGAAAGAAACUGAUAUAUCACGUGAACAAUUGACGGAUAAGUCUAAAAAUCCACUAAUUGUUGAGCCUAAUGAAAAACCUACUGAUCAUUCUAAAGAUAAAUCAACUGAUAAAACUAGAGAUCAAUCAACUGAUAAAACUAGAGAUCAAUCAACUGAUAAACCUAGAGAUCAACCAACUGAUAAAUCUAAAGAUCAACCAACUGAUAAAUCUAAAGAUAAAUUAACAGAUACAUCUGAUAAAACAACUAAUAAAUCUGCUAAACAAUCAACAAAGAAAUCUAAAGAUAAGUCAACUGAAGAAUUAAAAGAUCAAACAGUCGAUAAGUCUAAGGAUCAAGCUGCUGAUAAAAAAAUGGAGUCAAGUAAAAAGCAGAAAGAAGCACUUGCUUCUACAUUGCAUGAUCAGCCGACAAAUAAGUCUGAGGAUCCAGUAAUCGAUAAAUCAAAAGACCAACCGAUUGAUAAAUCGAAAGAUCAAUUACUUUCCAAGUCUAAAGAUCAAGCAACUGAUAAAUCUAAAAAUCAACUAGCCGAUAAAUCGAAACAAGUAGAUGAUAAAUCUACAUCCGAAUCAACUGAUAAAACUGAUAAACCACAACAUAAAUCCAAAGAUGAGCCAACUGGUAAAUUAAUUGACAAAGCUAAAAAUCAAUCAGCCAAUAAAUCAGAAGAUCAUGCAUCUGGAGAUAAAUCUUCAAAGAAACCUAAAGAUGACAUAAUUGAUAAAUCAAAAGACCAACCGAUUGAUAAAUCGAAAGAUCAAUUACUUUCCAAGUCUAAAGAUCAAGCAACUGAUAAAUCUAAAAAUCAACUAGCCGAUAAAUCGAAACAAAUAGAUGAUAUAUCUACACCCGAAUCAACUGAUAAACCACAACAUAAAUCCAAAGAUGAGCCAACUGGUAAAUCAAUUGACAAAUCUAAAAAUCAAUCAGCCAAUAAAUCCGAAGAUCAUGCAACUGGAGAUAAAUCUUCAAAGAAACCUAAAGAUGACAUAAUUGAUAAAUCAAAACACCAACCGACUGAGAAAACGAAAGGUCAAUCACUUUCUGUGUCUAAAGAUCAACCAACUGAUAAACCUAAAAAUCAACCACUCGAUAAAUCGAAACAAGUAGAUGAUAAAUCCACAUCCAAAUCAACUGAUAAAACUACUAAAUCACAAUCAAAAUCCAAAGAUGAGCCAACUGAUAAAUCUGAUGAUCAAUCAAUUGACAAAUCUAAAAAUCAAUCAGCCAAUAAAUCCGAAGAUCAUUCAUCUGGAGAUAAAUCUUUAAAGAAGUCUAAAGAUGAAGUAAUUGAAAAAUCUAAAACUCAGUCGAUUGAUGAGCCUAAAGAUCAACCAACGAAUGAGCCUGAAAAUCAAGCAAGUGACGACUCUAAAUUAAAACCAAAUGAUGAACGUAGGGAAAAAAUGAAAAGAAAAUAUAAAGGUGAGCCAAUUGAAAAAUCGAAACUUGAACCAACAGAAAUGUCUAAAGGUCAACCAAUUGAUAGCCCUAAAGAUAAAUCGACUAAAAAAUCUAAAUUUAUUUCCACUAAUGAAUCGAAAGAUGAAAUGAUUGAAAAAUCUAAGGAUCUAUUAACUGAUAAGUCUCAAGCUCAAGGAACCGAAAAAUCCGAAGGAGAAGCAAAACAAAAAGAAGAAGCAAAGUCAAAAAAAUUAGAAGAAAAAUUACCAAUUCCAGAAAAGGAGUUGUCAGUUCCAUCAGUAAAACCAGUUCAUCUAGUAUCUGAUGACUCCUGGAUGGAUAUUUUAGACGACGAUUCUUUAGUUAUUGAUGAUGAUUUCGAUGAGUUUGAACCACUUUCACCAAAUUCAUCUGUCGAAGAAACCAAAAAAACUGAUCAAUCUGUUGAUAUAAAAUCUACGAAACCGGAAAAUAAGAAGUCAGUACAAACUGAACAAAGUGCUAAAAAGGAUGUACUAGACCAAAAAGAUCAGACAGAUCAAAAGAACCAAAAAGAUAAAAAGGAUCAAAAGCAUCAGAAAAACUUAAAGCAUCACAAGGAUCAAACUAUGGACACAGCAACAAAAGAAAAAACAGAUUCCAAAAAUCUUUCUGAAUUAAACAAAGUUAAAAAUUCAGAAACUAUAGAAAAGUCUGAUUCUAAAUCAACCGAGGAAUCUGAAAUUAAACCCCAUCCAUCAACAGACGUUCUUCAAACGGAAUUAGUCUCCGAAUCCCAUCCGCCAGAUUCUGAAGAAUAUAAAUUACCCAAAUCUUCAAAGAAAAAAUUGAAACACAAGAAAUCUGCAAAACAAAAAGACUCAAGUGAUGAUGAUCAAAAAAUAGAUCAACAUAUUUCCGAAACACCUUCAGUUAGUUCCCUAAAAGCAAGCAAAGAAGAAUCUGCCGUAAAGCCUCAUAUUUCAUCCAAAGAAAUUAUAUCUGUAAAAUCCUCAGAAAUUGCGAAAAACGAUAGUACUACAUCAAAGGAGCAAAAUACUCCCAAUACCAAAUCCUGGGCAUCAGUUGUUGGUGUAAAAGAUUCCCAAGUUCAAGAAUUAGAUAAACCUCUAAUCAAAAUUCCUCUCACGACUUCCGAUCUAACAGACAGUCCUACUGAUCAAACUCUUUCUCAAGAAGAAGCUAAAAUUGAUGAAAAAAUUAAAUCCCCAUCUACAAAACAAGAAACAGAAAAGCAACCACCUCAGAAGAAGAAUAAAAAGAAUAAACACAUGGAUUCAACACCUAAACAAAAGAAAAUUGUAGAGAAGCCUGAUGAUUCCUUGAAUACAGAAGAAAUUUCUCUUCAGGAAACAUCUGCUAAAGAUUCAAACAAAUCUUACGCUCAAAUUACAGCAUCAAUUUCCCCACAGCCCGAUCAGGAUGAUCACGAUAUUUUAAAACCGAUUCCAAUAAAGGCUGUUUCCCAAAACGAUAAAACAAAACCUGAAAUCACUGUGCAACAAGAUAUGCAAAUUAAGAAAGCUGAUAAAGAUAAACGAAUGGAGGGUGAUAAAAAAUCCGUUAAAGAUAAGAAAAAUGUUAAAGAUAAAAAACCGAGUGAUGAUAAAAAAACAACUGAAGAUAGCAUAUCAUCAUCUGUUCAUGAAACUAUCACAUCAACUAAACCUCUCUGGGCUGACGAAGUGGAAAAGGAACUUCCAGUUACUGAUCAAAUGACACUAAUUUCAGAUGACACUAAAAUUGAAAAUGAUCCAAAAUCAGAAAGUAGUUGGGCUGCUGUUGCAGCCAAGCACAAAAAAGAGGAAACACUUGAAAAACCUGCACCUCCUGUUACUAUUUCCAUUCAACGUUCAACACCUCAAAUACAAAUUCACCUAGAUGAGGCUCCAGAAGUAGAACCAAUUGAAAAUCUUGUUCAAGUAGAUGAUCAAGGUUUUAUGGAAUAUGUCAAUAGAAAAGAAUUACGAUCCCGUCGAUCAAGGUCUCGUUCCAGAAACAGAUCACAACUUCCUGAUAAUUCAACAAUCGAAAAUAUUGAAGACUCACAAAAAGAAGCAAACUCAUCGAAAAAAUCUAAUGCAGAUACCAAAUUAUCAUCCAAAAGUGAAAAAGAAGAAAAGAUAAAGAAGGAUGUUGACGUUAAGAGUAAAGAUUUAUCAAAGGCUGGAGAUAAAAUUAAAACUGAUACAAUUGGCGAUGAUGCUAUUACAAAAGCAACUGAUGAAUCAGGUAGAGAUAAAUCCAGUGAAGGUAAAAAAUCGAAAAAAGGUAAAAAAGGAAAGGUUGUAAAAGAAGCAGAGAGUCAGAAGGAAAAAGAAAUUCAUGAUAAAGAAAAGGUGAAAUCAAAAGAGGAAAUCAAACCUGAACAAGGUAUGGAGAAAGAUAAAAAAUCAACUGAAGAAGAACUAAUUGAUGAUGUAAAAAGGGCUAAAGGUGAGAAAGAAUUAAAAGCAAUAGAAAAAGUUGAUGACUCAUUAAAAGGAGCUGAAACUAAAAAGAAGAAGAAGAAAAAUGAAAAAUCAUCACAGCAGAAGCAAGAAUCUGAAUUGGAGGCACAAACUUCGAAAGCCGAGGACAAAAAAGUACCAAAACAGAUAUUACCACCGCAGAAAAUGGAUAAUAAAUCCGAAUCUGAAAUCCUAACAUCAAAAAUAGAAUCAGAAACUUCAGCUAAAACUAAAGAUAGCAAAAAAGUUUCUUCCGACGAUUCUAAAAAAGAAGUUCAACCUACUACUGUUGAGAAGAUUGAACAAGUGCAGGAAAAAGAGACAGGAACAAGUAAAAAGAAAUCAAAAUCCAAGUCGAAAAAAUCAAAAGACGAUGAACUAUCAGAAAAAGAAGAGGAAAUUCCAAAAAGAUCCUCAAUAUCAAAAAUAAUUGAAACGAAGUCAUUACCAAAAGAAGAAAAAGAGAAAUUACCAGAGGAAAAUAUAAUUUGCCAAACAGCAGUUUUAGUAACUAAAGUUGAAGCUUUAUUAGAAGAAACAACUUCCUCUGUUCAAGAUAAGAAAGCUAAAUUCAAAGCGUCUCUAAAGAAUUCAAAGCAACCUGAAAAAAUUGAAGCAAUAAAAACAGACGAACCGAUGAAAGCUAUCACACUCCCUGAAAAAUUAGCAAUUACCGAAGGGAAAAUAAUAAAGAAAGUUGAUGAUUCGAGUUCUGAAUUAUUAGUCGAUCCUAAUCAAAAUGCUCCUAAAAAACCAGAAACUGGUAAAGCAGACAAACCUGAUGCUAAACCAAAAGAAACCAAACAGACCCCAACUGUCGAGAAAUCAGAAUCUAAUAAGCAACAAAAAUCUAAAACGCAUCCUACUGCUGAAAAAUCAGAAGCUACGAAACAAUCUGUUGUUGAGAAAUCAAAAACUAAGCAGCAACCUGCUGCUGAACCAUCCGAAGUUAAAAAACUACCGGAAACAGAUAACUCAACGGAUAGGUUACAGAAACUUGAUAAGCAAGAAGAUAAAACCAGAAAAUCAGAAGCUAAAGAACAAUCUGAUGCUGAAAAAUCAAAAUCUGAAAAGCAAUCUGUCGCUAAAAAACCUGAAGGAAAACCCGCAACUGAUGCAGAAAAAUCUACCAUUGUUGAACAGACAAAAGCAACAAAACAACCUAGUGUCACAGAAUCAGAAACUGUAAAAUCAUCAGAUGUCCAAAAAUCAAAAUCAAAAAAGCAAGAGAAACAAAUACCAAAGCAACUGUCUGAUGCUGUGGAAUUGGACGCUAAAAAAGAUCUUGUGGCUGACAUGGUUGAUAACCAAUCAGAAUCUAAGAAACAAUCUGUUUCUAAACAAUCAGAAGCUAAAAAACAACCAAUUGCGGAAAAAUCAGAACCUGAAAAGCAGGUUGCUGAGAAACCUAAACAAACUGAUUCUAGAAAGUCAGCAGAUGUGAUGCUAAAAAUGGUUGAACAAGAAACAACAAAGCAACCUGGUGUUACCGAAUUAGACAAUUCAAAACAGUCAGCUGCGGAAAAAUCAAAAUCUACAAAGCAACCGAUUGCUAAAAAAUCAGAACCUAAACAAACACUUUCUGAUGAAUUAAAAUCAAAAGACCAACCUGAGAAAACUGAAGCUAAAGGUCAACCUGAUACUAAAAAAUCACCGGACAUAACACUAAUGGUUGAUAAACAUUCAGAAGCUAAAAAGCAACCUGAUGCUGUAAAACCAGAAUCUAAAAUUCAGCCCAUUGCUGAAAAACCACAAACUAAUCAGCAAACUAUUGCCAAUAAAUCACCAAUUAAAAAGCAACCUCCUCAUGAAAGAUUAAAAAAAGUAUUUGUCGUCGAAAGUGUCACCGAAUCAGAACCCACAUCACCUGUAUCGACAAAAUCACCUGCUGCUAAUACAGAAACAAAAAUAACAAAAGUUGAAGACGUUAAACAUCUAAAAUCUUCUCUAAGCCAACCAACUGAAACCACAAAACAAACGGAAUCGCCAACACUAUCAAAAAACGAUCAGGACGUUCCUAAAGUUCCCGAUCCUAAAAAAAUUCUCUACACCGAAACAAUAGAAGCACCCUCUAAAACCGCAUCCCUACCAACGAUGCGAUCAGAUUCAAUCGAGUCACCAAUUUCCGAAGGACAAUCCAAGUCGAGAGUUAAAUUUUACAUAGCCGACGAAAUCCUCGUAAUUCCUCAGCAUAAGGAAAAAGACUUGGAAAAGGAGGCGAAUUUUGUAAAACUUGUUCAAGAAUCCUACAUACCAGGAAGUAUUUGGCCUAAAUUUGCAUCUCUCGAUGGAGGUUUUUGGAUUGACAAAAGACCCUAUCAUGAAGCUGAAAAAUUAUUAUUCGAAACACUAGCGGCCAGAACAAAAAAACAAACUUCAAACAAACAAUUUAAUCAAAAUCCCCCCAAUGAUGAUGAUUCCAAUGAUGGCUCCUCUGGUGGUCGGGGUCGUAAUUCUAGUGGUAAAACAAAUUCCCACGGUGACGUUCCCCAUACUGAACGAUUGGUCGCGGAUUUGCCGGGUGGCAUUUGUAGCUGGAGCGAUUAUAGUACCUAUUUAUCCCAUGAGAUCAUCAACGAUCAACAGGACCAAAAUGUGAAUCCAAUCGUUGAUAGGAUGACCGAGGAUCAUGAUGUGACAAAUUUAAAAUCAUAUUCCCAAUCUUCCAAUAAUUUUGAGUUCGACAAUUUGGAUUCAUCCAAAGUAAACUCAUCAAAGUUGAAAUCUUUUAAUAAAGAAUCCACCAAUUUGGAAAUUUCCAAAGCAGAAGCCACGUGUUUGGAAACAUCCAAAAGUGAUGCCUCCAGUUUGGAAUCUUCCAUGGUCGAUACUUUGAUAUUAGAAUCAUCCAAAGGAAUAAUCUCAGCAGAAGACAUUUCCAAUCCUAAUCCUAAAUUACAAAUUAAUCCUAAAUCCAAUCCUGAAUACCAGCUCAAUUUAGGUAAAGAGAAAAGCGGAUGGAAGCAGCAGCCAAAUUUACUGGAGGGAGAGAGAGAUGUGACAAUGAAGACUGAAGUUAUUAACAUCCAAUGGAUUAAGGAAACAAUGGAAUCGCGCGUUGACGAAUUACGAAAAGCUGUUGCUGGUCUAAGUGAUUCUUUAAGAAAUCUACCAAAAGACAGUUUACAAUCCAUGUUUACCGCAUUGUCGGCAAUAUUGACGGAAUUACGGUCUUACAAUGAAAAAGCAGAAAAAUUGAAUCGAGACGUUAGCGAAAUUCCAGGGGAUCUUGAAAUUAAAAGACUGCUCGCUUCUUUGGCUGGAAUUCGUACAAAAAUCGUGACUCUUCUUACGCAAACGGAACAGAGUCACGCAGCUCUAGCGGAAGCUUGCACAAUUCAAGAAAAAAGGGACAAUGAAAUAAAAGCCUAUAAAGAAUUUUUGGAUGAAACAAGCAAUUGGCUGGAAACCACUGUCUUAACAAUUAACAAUUUUUCAGCUUCAGACUGUGAGGAAUUGCAGACGGAAUUAUUGAAUCGAACACAACGUGUUUCUGAAUUGGAAGAACUUCCGGAAGUAAAUAAUUUAGCGAGAGAAUUAAAAGAAGCUUUACAAGAUCUUGCAAAUCGUCUUCAACAAAAGCAGCAGGAAAAUUCUGACGCAUAUUCCCUUAAAGAUGAAGAUCAAGACGCAACACUUGAUCAAGCACCAUCAUUACGAUCCAGUUCACCAUCAUUGGCAGAUGUCUCUCUCCAAACGGGUCAAAGUUUAUACGAAGAUCAACCAAUUCAAGAGAAACCCAUUCAGCUCUCUAAACAAACAUCAACAACUCAAAUGACAGAACCAGUCACCACCGCAGCAUCAACUGAAAGUGCCCAAACUCAGGAGUCAAUAAAAGUUCUAAAAACCACCGACGGUAAUCAUGAUGUUAUCGAAAUAGCCACGAAAAAUGUUCCAAGUCAAGAAUUCAUCAGACGUGAACAGGGAAUCAAUCCUGAUGAUAUAGUGGUUGACAUGAAAUAUCAAGAUGCUCAACAACCAGAUAGCGUCACAUCGGAAUUGAAUAUUCAGCAUGCUGCUCCUCAAUCUUUUGAAACAGUUCUUGUUGAACCUGACGAUGUCACCACUGAAGUUGUUGUUGACAGUGAUGGAACCAAGAGAAUCAUUGUUAGAAAAUUGAGACGAACACUUGUCACAAGUAGACAUACCACACAGCAACAUGUUUCAUCAUUGACAGCAGCCAUUGGUGAUAAUCCACCAGUACUACAAGCCUUCUCCGAAGCAACCAUGAGAGGUCAACAAGUCACUGUUUCAACAACAAAACCCGAUGGAACCAUAGAGAUGUCAACUAAACAAAGUUUCGGUGGUAGAGUCACCACCGGUGCUCCAGGAACGGAAGUCAACAUUGAAGAAUACGAAAGUGUUCCCCAAAUGACGCACAGCAUUGUUCAGGGUAAUAUUCAAGAUAUCGAGCAACCUCUAGCUCUAAAAGAGGCUCUUGAUGAGAAUAUUGAUUACCAAACCAAAACUUCCACUGUUCACGCUGUUGUUCAACAAGUCACCAGACGAGUCAUACGCAAAACCCGCAGAAUCAUCAGAAAAGUGACGAUAAUCGAUGGCAAAGAAACUGUCACCGAAGAGGUGAUCGAGGAACCUGAAGAGGUACAAAUCGACGAACAGGAUAUACCACACAUUAGCAUUAAUGUUGUCAAGAGUGAAGAUCACCGCAGCAGUGACGUUAAAGUCGAUGAAAAUGUUCCCGAAAAAGAAUCAAGAAAGCAGUCAUUCCCAGCAAAGGAAGAAGAAGCCUCUACUUCAGAAAUUGCUAAAAUUAAAACUGAAACUCCAAAAGGAACUUCCGAAUCUGAAAGUCCACCAUUCUUUGCUACCGAGGCUAAAGAAACAACAUCCGAAGGUGUCGAAAAAAAAGAAAAGAAGUCGAAAAAGAAGAAAUCUUCUAAACCCACAAAAUUGUCUUCCCAAGAAUCGAAAUCUGAAUCGUCCAAGAAAUUAAGCGCAACAGAAGAAUUAGAAAGCAAAAUAAAGAAAAAGGUCGAACCUAUCGUGGAGUCAGUGGUGGAUCCUCCACCUGGAACGAGUUGUAAGUCUGAUGUUGCACCUGUCGAAACAGAGAUACACAGUAUUGAUUUAGAAUCAGGCACAGUAGAGUUAGAAGAGCACAUUGACGAUAGCACAGUAGACUCUGAUGAUCAUCACAAAGCCACUGUCAUUCCAUUAGAAAAACAAUCAAUCAUAGAAUCAGAUAGUUUAGAGUCUCAAGAGUCUCGAUCAUCAGAACUUGAUGACAAAUCAGAAGAUGAUGAACCAAAACGAGAAUCAAGAGAUUCUCAACCGGAUUUGGAAAAAUCGAAAGAGCAGCAGUCCAAAGAUCCUGAGAUUUUAACUCACGACUUAGAACAACCAAAAUUGGAAAAAUCUAAACAAUCUGAAAAACAUACGACAGGAACUGUGAAAUCAGACAAUCAACUAGAAGAAACACCUAAAGAGGAAUUAGAUGAUUCUCAACGGGACAGAAUGAAAUACACGGAAUCUUUUACCCUAUCAUCAACGCCAAAGAAAAAACAAGAUGCAGAUCAUCAAGAGAUUGCUCUAAAACCCGAGUACACAUCAAUCCAAAAAGUCGAAAUUGAUCUCUCGGUUCAAAAAGACGAUGAAGGUCCGUCUGUAUCAGUAAAGACUAGAGUGGAAAAACCCGAAGAUUCAAGCUAUCAGAUAGUUAAAGAAGCAGUUGAUAUCGAAUUACCAAUCGACUCUGAAAAAGUUAAAAUCAGUAAUGAUAAAAUAGUCCAAACCACUGCAUUCCUUGCAAGUGAAAUUGAAACCGAAGUCGAAUCAAGGAAACCAAAAACACCUAAAUUUUCCAUGACCGAUAAAGCAACCAGUAUUAGCGAAGGUAAGAAAACACCUAAAGACGAAAUUUCAACAAAGAACAGCGGAGAAGAAUCGACAAGUGUAACAACAACCAUUGCCGAAUCAGUUGACAUCAAUAUUCCCGUUUCGGAUUCAUCAAUACGCGAAACUGAUCCACCACAACCGGACGUUGCAGAAAUUACCGAAACAUCUGAAUCAGCCUCAUUGCAAGAGGAAACCUUUGAAAGGGAUAUUGGCUAUGAGCCAGAUGACAGGACAACUGUUGAUGAAAUUCCAAUUGCUUCUGAUAUUGACGACGAUGCAGUAAAGAGAAAAAGAAAAAAGAAAAAGAAACAAAAAGUAAAAGUACCACGUGAGGAAGAUGUCACCGAAUUUCCAAAGAGUACAACAGAUGAUGCUGAUUUUACCGAUGAGAUUGUACCCGUACAGGGAGAAAGUGGCAAGCUACAUAAAAAAUCAAGAAAACGAAAAAGAAAGAAAGAAGACAUACCAAUGAAAAGUAGUGACGAUGUUGUUACCGAAACUGAUGAUCAAUUCCGACCAACUGAAUCAGACGCAGCUGAAAAUAUCAAUAUUUCAAUGCAAACAUCACUUGAAGAAACUCCACAAACCCAUGAACAUGAAAUUCAAACUGUGAAAAUUGAUGAAAUUCAUUCGGAAAUGCAAACAUCACCGCCACUCGAUCAGGAAAUUGCCAUACAAACCUCACCGACCAAAUUAACCCAAGUGGAGACUACCUCAAUGCAAACAAUCUCACCAGAAGGGAUUCAAACUGAAGAUAGUGUUGUUCAAACAACUCCAGUUAAUGAACCACAAUCACCAAUUCAAGUAGAGGAAAUUGAUGUCCAAACAAUUGAAGUCGAUGUAGACUCAACGGAAAUACAAACUUCUCCAAAAACAACAACAGAAAUGGAAAUUCAAACUUUGACCAAAGCCGACGUAAACGUAGAGCAGCAAACAUCCCCAGAACCAGUUCCAGAAAAACCUCCGACGCAAGAAACGGCAAUGCAAACCCAAACUCCGGAAAUUACACCAACUACGGAAAUUGACAUACAGACUAGCAAACCACCUUCCCCGGAAAUUAAGCAACUAAAAGAUUUCGACACCCAGACUAAUGAGGUUCUUGUUAUAACUUCCGAAACUCAAACAACACCAAAAGAUAGUCCUCGAGUUGUCGACGUUCAAGAAACUGAAAUUCAAACAAUUCCCAAAGAAGAAGUAGACGUGGUUUCACAAACUAGUCCAGAAUUAGAAGAGACUUUGUAUAAAAAAUCCGAUGAUAUAUCAAUGAAUCAAGAAGAAACACAAACUAGUCCAGAACCUGAGAAAGAGACUUCAUCAACUUUCAUUCAAACAAAACCUGAAGAAUUAAUUCCCACAGUCGAAGGUGGUGUUCAAACUACCGAUGAAGUUAGACCAUCAACAUCAGUUCAUCAGCAAACAGUAAUUGAAUCAAUUGACAUAACCUUAUUACCCGAAGAAAUUGAAGAAGAAGCAAAUGAUGAUUUGCAACCUAUUGUAGAAUCUCCCGAUAAAACACCAGAAAAAGAUGAUGACAAGGAUACAGAAACAAACAUUGAAAUCGAAGAAGUUUCUCCUUCAUUAAUUGGAGGAGUUGCAUCAAGUCCAUCCUUACCUCAAAAAACGGAUGAAUCUCUUCAAGACGCUGAGGAUAAAUUUAGAUCAAUAGCCACUGGAAGAUCUACAUCCAUGUCAGAAACCGAGUCAACUGACAAUUCCUUUGAGAUUCAACUUCAAGCAACUCUGAAAAUGUCCGAGAAACAUUCACCAGAGCUUUCUGUAAACGUCAGCAAAUCUAGACGUCAUGACAGUAAAGACGAUGAAGAUUCCUCCCUAUUGGAAAGUGAAACUGACAAGAUAGUAAAGAAACGAAAAAAGCAAAAAAGAAAUAAAACAGUUGAAAUUAAAAGAACUGGUCCAGAUUUUGGUGAGAUAUCAACAUCGCCAAAGCAAGAGAUUGUCAAACUUUCAUACUCUGACGUCACCAAAGGAUCCAAUAGAUCUUCAGAAGAACGUGAACAGAUGUUUGGUGUUCAUAGAGAAAUUUCCAUUGACAUAGUCGCUGAACCAAUGGACACAAGUGAAGAACAACUUUCGCCAACAGAAUCAAUUUUAGAUGAAAAUAAAAUCGAACCAGUCAAAAAAACACUGUCUGAGAUGAAGAAACCAAUCCACCAAAAAUUGUUAAAUCCAAUUGUUUUAAGAACACAAGCAUCAAAAAUGAUGUCUAAACGCAUCAAGAGUUCUCCAAGUCCCAAGCAAACUUCUUAUUUAUCCAAUUGUCUACAUAUCGCAAUGCUGAAUCAAAUUCCAAUUGAGAUGGCACCCGAACAACGAUCUGCCAAUAUAAUGGAAAAAUUGGGUCAUCUAAAGAUUGCCACUGAAGUUCAUGAUGCCGAUGUGGCAGAACAAAAUUUAAUUACAAUUGUUGAGACCAUAUCAACAUGGUUGGAAACAAUAGAAUAUAGAGUUUUUCUAAAACGAGAAUGUCCAAAUGGACCAGUACAUGGAGACGAACGAAAUUAUCUUCAACUAAAAGAUGAAGUUAGUCACGCUGACAAUAGCAUCAAGGAACUUGAUAAAAUAUGGAAAAAUGUUGAACAAAAUUAUCCAGACGAGGAUCGAGAGAGAAUUCAAGAAUGUGUUAAUGCUUUGGAAAAUCAGGUGAAAGCUAUUGAAGAAAUUACAAAUGAUGGUGAAAUUUUUAUGACUGAAGAACUAUCAAGGUGGGAUCAAUUUUUAAACAGCGUUAAUAACAUUUACAGACUCGUCGAAGAACAACAAAAACAAUUAGACAACAUUAUUGACAGUGAUGCCUCGACAAAAUGGAAGCUACAAGAAUUGGACAAACUGGAAACAACAAAUCAAUCACACAUGUGGGAGGCAUCAAAACUUCUUAUAACAGCUCGAGGAUUACUAAAAGACUAUCCAGGAAAGACAAUUCCAGAAGAUAUUUAUAUAACUCAUGAGACAACAGCGACUAUAGAACAUAAUAUUAAUGUAGAAAGAGAACGUCUCUUGCAAUUGGAAGCAUUGGCUGAAGAAUAUGAACAAACACUUCAGGAAUUUGCACAAAUUACCGAAAUUGCUGAGGAACUUGUUGAUAGUCCAAUUUCUGUUAUCAGCGUUGAACAUCUUCAGGAAGAAAUGCAGAAGCAUAGAAAAUUUUUCGUUAAUUUAAAUCAUUGUCGAGCUAUUUUAGAGUCUUUGGAAGGUAAUUUGGAUUCUGAAACAAGGGCAAAAUAUUCGGGUCUUCAUGAAGAGUUACAUGGUCGAGCAACUUCACUAUUGGAUCAAGCGGGUUUUAAGGGUCAACAAAUGUCUCUAGCAGCUUCUAGAUGGAUUGUACUUGAACAAGGAAUGAAAGAAGAGCGAGGUUGGAUGCAAGUUGCUCAUCAGAGAGUGCCUGAUUUGCAAACAGUCACAUCUUCUGAUUAUGAUCAAUACAUUUCGCUUUAUCAGUCUCUAUCAUCAGAUGUUGGAACACAUCAUGCGCGUCUACUUCAGCUUCUAAAGAUAUCGCAAAAUCUUCAAGAAAUGAUAAACGUUGAGGAUCCAGAUGAUCGAUACACUGAGGCUUUAGAUGUGAUUAUUAAACUCCAAGAGAAUGUUGAGUCUUCAUUAAGACGUUUAUUGGCUUUCAAGGAAAGUUGGAGUACUCAGGAAUUAUUACUUGAUCGUUUAGAGCAUUGGAUGUCGAUUGCUGAAAGAGGACUUGCCACUAUUCACGAUCCUUCCGGUGGCAAUAUGCGUCAAUUCUGGGAGCUGAAGGCUCAGUACGAGGUUCAUAAUAAUAUGCGAAAGGAGGCUGAUAAUUGUUUUGAGCAAUCUUUGAGAAUUAUUCCUCUAUCUGAUGAGAUGUUGCAAAGACAAUUUCGUGGACAACUUCAAGAAAGAUGGAAUCAAGUGACAAACAGAAUUGUUGAGAUAGAAUCAGCAGUGAGGAAAAAUAUAUCAUCGGAAGAGGUUUCGGUUAAUGAGAAAUUAAAUCUUCUCGAGAGAGAAUUACAUGAAUUGAGAAUGACAAUUGAAGGUUUUCAUGGAGUUUUAAAGACUGAAGAGGAAUUGGAACUCUAUGUUGAAAGAUUGUCUGUACUAUUUGAUCGCGUUUGUGUUAUUCAGGAGGAAUUAGGAAGAUUGGGACUUUUACCAGCAGCAGAAAGUGAACGAGUGGGAAUACUAUUGUCAACAGCGAGAAGAAUAGAGGCUCUGAUAAGUGAAGAAUUGGAUGCUGCUCAACUUCUUCGUGAACGUCUUCAGGCUUUGGAACGUGGAUUGACACGAGUUCGAAGAGCACAUCAGAAAGAGAGUUUAAUUUUGGAUCAAUGUGAAAGUUGUGAAAAACAGGGUAGUGAUAUUGUUGCCGGUGCUGUUGAUAGAUGUCAAUUAGUUUCUGAAGAAUUGUCAAUGCUCUGGCAAAAUAUAAUGGCUUUGCGUCAAGUGCUACACACAUUGCCAAUGGGAAUGAGAGUUUCUGUAUCGCCAGUUGGUGUCGAGAGGGAUAUCUCUAAUAUUCAGGAUGAUCACACUGAACUUGAAUCACGUUGUGCAAGAAUUUUUGCUUUACUGAAAAAUAGACUUGGUUUGUGGAGACGAUUUGAAAGACAACUUGAAAUGGUUCAACAAUCUGUUCAGGAGGCUGAUUAUAUGAUGGAGUUGCUGACUGUUCAAGGAUCUGUGGAUUAUGAUAGGCUGAUCAAGGCAACUGAACGUUUGGAGGGAUUAAAUGGUGAUCUGGGAUCCAGAGAAGUGCUGAUUGGUGAACUUGAAGCAGCGGCUGAACCCCUGCGUGAGUCGUGUGCCGCUGAAGUCAGCGAAAGAGUUGAAGCUGCAGUAAAUGAAGCUGUCCAGGCUUGGGAAGACACCAGGGCCGAGUUGGAUGCCCUUUGCAAUAAAUAUCAACACGCUGUUAAACUUUGGCAACAAUAUCGUGAUUCAAGUUCAACGGUGAAAAAUUGGGUUGACACCCAAAUGGGGAGUGUUGCUAAUCUUCCACCAGAAGAAGCUCUCAAGCAGGUCAAGGUUUGUGAAAACACAUUAGCAGAACAUAAAGAGCGAGUAGCUGAACUUCGAGGUCUGGUGGCCCAAAUUGCGUCCGACGUUGGCUUGGAUGCAAAUGGACCUCUUCAAUGUGAAGUCGAGGCACUGGGAAAACGUCUUGAAGAUGUGCGAGAAACACUAUCAUCACUGGCUGAUAACGCCGAUGCAAGAGCAAUUAAUCAAGAACUUGCACGAGAAGAUAUUUAUCAAACGAAAAAUUUCCUAGACUCUGUUCAACAGAGUAUAACAUCGGUAGGACAUGGAGAAUCAAAUGAACAGUUAAAAUUACUCAGAAAUCAUCUUUUGGCCUUGACACGAACUGAACCUCAACUGCAUUCCAUCAAGGAACGAACCUUGGAAGCUUCCACUCAAGAACCAACAAUCGUAGAUGUUCUUCAAUUGUGGCAACGUGUCUUCCGUGAAACCUUCCAACAAUAUCAUAGACUUUCUGCACGUCUUGUUAAAACCCAAGAUGUUGCAACUGCCUUGAGACUAUGGCAAGAAUACUUAACUCACGUUCAAGAAUUUCUCUCAAAUGACGUUCCAGGAGACUAUAAUGGACUCUCGGAACAUCGAAAUCUCUGUGAAGUUCACAAAAAUCUAUUGACUGAUCAACAAAAUUUAAUUCUAAUGGUUCGCGCCGGAGAAGGUCGUGAUCUCUCGAUAUCAGAGCAAUUUAAUACUCUCACGAAUCUUCAUAAUGAAACACUCGCGAGAAUUAUGGAGAGACACGCGGCUGUUAGAGAUCGUCUUUCGGCUUGGGAUAAAUAUCGAAUUGAUCAAAAUAAACUUUUGGUGUGGUUAAAGGAAAUUGAGAGAGAGAAGGGAAGAUUACAAUUGAGAUUUAUUCAUUUAAGUAGAAUCGAUAAGAUUUUGAAGAGGAUAGAGAGUUUAUUGGAUAGGAUACCGAAUGGAGAAAUUCAGACAGAAUCAUUGCAGCUUCAACAGGAGAAAUUGUUGAUUAAUUGUGAUGAAACUUUAGCCGUAUCGGUGAGAAUGGAGCAUGCUGCAAAUGUACAGAGGAUUACUAAUUUGAGAGCCAGUUUGGAGACGUGGAGAGAUUUCAUAACCAGGAUAAAGAGAUUGAAUGAUCGACACGUGGAGCAAUCGAGCAAGAUCACUGCCACCUUCCAAGAAGUGAGUCAAGCCUUGAGUUCUGCCUUCCACGCUGGUCCAUGCAAUCUCGUGCAAACCCAACAGCAAUUGGACUCACUGCAAGAUCUAAAAAGUAAACUCGUAAGUACAACGACUGAUCUCGAAUGCCUUGGCGUUACCACGGAACAAUUGCGCGAGUGCCUUAGUCCAUCGGACAUGAAAUCAUUAAAUCAACACAGUUCCCUACUAUGGCAACAGCAUGGAGAUCUCGAGCAUCAGCUUGCAUUACUAGUUUAUAAAUUAGGUGAAAGAUGUGGUUUACAUUCAAGAUGGAAAAAUAGAUUAGGAAGAUUGUUAGUGUGGUUGGAUGAUGCCGAUGCAAGAAUUAAUAAUUGUGAUACAAGAGUAUUAGAUGAGCCCGAUGAAGCAUUAAAACGAAUUGAAUGUGAAUUACAAGCUGAAAUGGCAUUAAAACAAAGAGAACUUGAGUGGCUUCACAAUACUGGUCAAGAUUUAAUUGAAAUUGCCGAGGAAAAGGAGAAAAGGAAAAUACAAUUAUCAUUGGAACAGAUGAAUGAGAGAUGGUCACGUUUACUAACAGCGGGUAAAGCUAGAGCAAAUAAACUAACAGAUCUUGUACAAACAAUGAAUAAUCUUGAAAAGAGAAUAGCCGAGAUAAGAACAUGGCUUGGUGGUAUAGAAUGUCAACUCUCCGAACCAUUUAUGAUUGAUUCAGUGAGUCAAAGUGCAGUUGAUAAAAAACUUGAGGAUCAUGAACAAUUGCAAAAAAUGAUAGAGACCGAGAGUGGAAAUAUUGGUGAGGUAUUGAAUCUUUGUGAAAUUUUACUUAGCGAUUGUGAUGCAUGGAAAGCGUCAUUCAAUACGGAUGCAAUUAAAAUUGGAAUGGAGGGAUUGGAGAAACGAUGGAAGGCAACAUGUAUCAGAUCGGCUGAUCGUAAAAGGCAGAUUAUUCUAAUUUGGAAACUUCUACAAGAUUUAGAAGCUGGAAGAUCGAAUCAAGAACAUUGGUUGAAUGAUAUGGAAAGUCGUGUUCUUGAAUUGGAAAAUGCUGUUAAGGAUAUUUCCAAGGAAGAUACCGAAAAGGCAAUAGUUAAGGCGAAAAAAAUUUCCGAUGAGAUUAAAUCUCGUGAUUCUACAUUGAGAAUUUUUGAACAAAAUUAUAGUCGUUUGGCAAAAAGUGGAUUAGAGCCGGAGAAUUUAAAAUCAUUGACUAUUAACAUUCGUCAUGUAAUUGAUUGGUGGCAUGGAUUGAGUCAUAGAGUGAAUGUUAUAACAGCGGCACUAAGACAGGAGCAAAAGAUUUAUCGAGAAUUUAUCACUGCUCAUGGUGCGGCGGUGGUUGGCCUCACACAGGUAGAUGUGCGGCUUACUGAAUUACAACAUUUGACAUCGCCAAAGCAAACAACACCUCGGAAAAAAUUACAGCAACUCGCUUCUAUUGAAAAUGAAUUGGAGACACAGAAUGCAACAUUGCAAAAAGCUGAUGAAUUAGCUUUAGUGGUAAUGAGAGAAAGUCAUCCGGAUGAUGUGAAUACACUUCAGGAAUUAGUUGAUGAAUAUCAAUUACUCUGGAGGGAUAUAAAGAAUCGAGUUGCAAUGCUUCGAUCUGAAAUUGAGAAUCAAGAGAGAAUUGAAGUCGACGAAGCUGUUCAGGUUGAAACAUUAAAGUUUGAGCAGGACUCGGCUGUUCAGGUUGAUACUUUACCGAAAUUAGUGAGAAUGACAUCGUGUGAUGCCUAUCUUAUUGAAUUGGAAGCUGCGAUUAAUGAAUGUCGUUUAGCUUUGAAUUCUUUGGAAAAUGCUGUCACUCCUGAACCAACAGCUGGAUCUGGUCUCACAACAGCUGCUAAAACAAUCGCAAAAUUAAUAGGAAGUUCACAAUCUACAAUUGAUUUGGCGAAGCAUUUGAAUAAUUUACUUUUAAAUGAUGGACAAUUUGAUAGAGAAUGUGCAAAAGUCACAGAGAUUGAUGAUCUUGUUUCGAGACACGAGGGACUUCUUUCACAAGCAAGAGCACGAGAACAACAAAUUCGAGAGAUGAAUGAUGCUGGAAGAUUAACUUGUCCCAUUUGUUCGCGUCGAAAUUGGGCUCAAUUGGACAAUGAUUUGUGGCGAUUGGAAAAAUGGUUAGAAUUCGCUGAAGGAACACAAAGUGAACAACAUUCGCCAUCAACUAAUAUUGAACAAUUGGAGGAUAUUAUUCAAGAUCACAAGGAAUUUCUUUUGGAUCUUGACAGUCACAAGAGUAUUGUUAUUAGUUUAAAUAUUGUUGGUGCCCAUCUCGAUGAUGAUCAUUCCGAAGAAAGUGAAUUACAAAAAAGAAGAAAAGAAUUACAAAAAAGAUUAUCAAAGGCAAAUAAAAAUUGGGACAAAGUUUGUAAGGCAGCUGAAAAAUGGCAAUUGGCAUUGAAAAAUACACUUAUGGAAAAUUCACAAUUUUAUCAAAUUAUUGAGGAAUUUCUUUUGUGGAUUGAAAAAACAGAGAGUGAAAUAAGAUCGUGUGAACCAAUUGAUUUGGCUGAGGAUUCUGAUCUACGACUCAAAUAUCAAAAGUUUAAGGAAUUAAAGAGUGAUUUGGAAAGAUGUGAACCACGCGUUUUAUCACUAAAAGAAUCAGCCGAUCAUUUAUUAGACGAGGACAAUGAAUCGCGACAAAAACUUCAGGAAUUAAAACUUAAAUUACAGUCAUUGCGAAGACUCACAGGCGUUUAUGUCGUUAAAAUUGGCGCAACUCUUGGUCUAGAUCCUCGAGAUGUUGGCCUUAUAUCAUCAACUUCUUCAUUGGCAUCACUUUCUCGAGAUCUGCUCGAUGAAGCCGCCUCUGGAACUUCUCAACUCCACGACACAGCAUCCACAGAUGGUGACGAAGAGAACGAGACAAAACUUGUCCGUGGAUGCCGAUUUUUAGGAAGAGUACUACGAGCUUCUCUUCCAAUUCAAGGAUUGAUGUUGUUGCUUUUAGGAGCUGCCUCAUUGGUACCUUCGGCCGAGGAAGAUUAUAGUUGUAUGCUCUCUAAUAAUCUUGCAAGGAGCUUUACACCUCUAGUCGAAUAUCCCAAUGGACCUCCACCUUUGUAAUGUUUUUACCUUUUUUGGAUCUUGAACAAAAAAAAAAAAAAAAGAAAAAAGGAAACUUCCCCCUAGUCAGAUAUAUUGCAGAAGUGAGAAUUUUUAAAGUGAGAAAAAGAAAAUAUAUCAGUGAUAUACUUUUUACAGGAAUCACAAAUUUGUACAUAUAUAACUUGAAUACAAUGGACCAAUCAGUUUAAAAAAAACAA
Leptopilina boulardi is the source of this 47905-nucleotide messenger RNA. It is a transcript of the gene Msp300, whose product is annotated as muscle-specific protein 300 kDa. Gene Ontology annotation, cellular component: meiotic nuclear membrane microtubule tethering complex; cytoplasm; nuclear outer membrane. Lineage: Eukaryota; Metazoa; Arthropoda; Insecta; Hymenoptera; Figitidae. Gene Ontology annotation, molecular function: actin filament binding. The record is from RefSeq and is a predicted model, not a curated record. Gene Ontology annotation, biological process: nuclear migration. The coding region runs from base 309 to 47705 and encodes 15798 amino acids. The transcript is spliced from 50 exons.